AUUGGAUUGAAAAGCGCUCACGUGUCUUAUGAACUAAUCUGUUUUCAGAAGGGUUAACACAUCAUUCAUACUUGUAAUAUAGAUCUUAGUUUCCUGGAGUGCACGAGCAUCCCCUCUCCCCUCCCCCACACCUAUAUCUCCCCAAACACCACCUUGCACCACUCCCCUUCUUCUUCACAUCUCGCUAAGUACCUUUUGCAGAUUAUUCUAAGCAUUGUCUCUUAUAAAUCUACCCCCCUCACACUUUUUCUCUCCAGCCCUCCCUCCCUCAGUGAAAAUCAGCUGGGACCUGCAGGAAAUGUCGUCUAAUCCACAUCCAAAUAUAGUAAUUUGAGUGGAUCUGUCCAUGGUGCUGAAGGUUGGACAAGAGAAGGUAGGGGAGAUGGACAGAAGAUAGCUCAUCACAGAUCACAGGCUCCUAGCUUUACCCACACUUUACUAAUUAUGGGAGAUCUAUUGGAGAUUAAACGGUGAAGACAGAUUUUGGAAUAAACACCGUGAAAUUGAGAGCUGAUGACCUGGACUGAUGUUUUAGAAGCUGAAACGGAUGGAACCUUCAGAUGGAAUGUUGAUAAAUCACUGAGUUUGUAAUAACCUCUGAUUGUCCUAGACUGAUACUCAACACCUAUCAUCUCCAGCCUACUGGUAUAUGCUGAUCUUCCACACAGCAGUGACUGGAGAGAUUUUUUCUCCUCUCUCUCUUUUCUAUGGCCAUCCCACGCAAGAAGGAGGGAUAUUAUCCUUUAGUGCAAAGUCCUAUCUCCCCCAUUAUCAAUCCUAUGGCUUCCCCCAUUACUACUUAAGCUGAUGUGUAGUGAUACCUGUCUCUCACAAGGCCAGACCUCAGCAACCUUAUUUUUAUUUAUUUUUUCUUUUAGUUAAAAAAAGACUCUAUAUAAUCAAACAUUCCUAUUGCAUCCUUAGUUAGAUAGCACUUUCAAAUCUAUCACAAAAGUCGUAAUGAGAACUUUUUCAUUCCAAGCACAAAUCUGAUCUUUGGAAAUUUUCAAAGGAAGAACAUAAAAAAUGGAGUUUAAAAAAGAAGAAUUCAAGAAAUUUGCGGGGAAUACCCUGGGCCACUUACACAGGUAUUUGAUUCGUUGAUUUCAAUCCUUAUUCCAUCAUGUAUUAAAUUAAUCUUGUCUAUUUAUUUAUUAUAUUAUGGUAGGAAUAUUUGUGUUUGUUAUAUUUGUGUACCUAUUGUAUUAAUUACUAAAUAAAAAUAGCAGAUAUCUGGUAACAAUAUUCCUUUUAAAUAUCUUCUUCCUUAUUUGAGUUUUAACCUGUGAGUGCCAGUAAGGGGUGGGAUUAAAAAUGACCGGCACUCAAUGGGUUAAAACCUAUAGCUAUUUUGUUUCCUGUCGAAUGUUAAAAAGAAUGUUUGCAAUAUAUCUAUAAAUCAUUUCUCAAUGUGAUUCUGAAAAUAAAUAUCUACUGCAAAACCAAGGCAUCUUUCGAUUUAUGGAUAUUGUAGCCAUUUUUUUUUAUUUUUGAAAUAAAUGUGCUGAUUUUAAAUGUGUUGCUGUGUAUAUUAUGCACACAUUUGUGUGCAAUAUGUUACAUAUACGAUGUAUUAUUUAUAUUAGAAUAAUCCAAGUAGACCCAAUUGCUUCUGGCAAAGCUCUAAUGGGAUUUACACAUUCUAGAACCUCUGAUUUAUGUCGGUUACACAGAAUUUAAUUAAAAUCUCAUUCACUCAUUCAUCUUUGCAUUUUUUUUAUUCAUUGGACACGUGCUAUAUUGUAACCUCUGUGGGGUAUAGGCAACAGAAGCAGUCAGUAAUAUUCACAGACAUCCAUCCAUUCAUUUCCUUCAAAAAAUAGUAAUCCAGAGAAAAUAAAAUCCGAUUUUCCAUUGACAAGGCCAUACAUUUUAAUCUCUCGUUGAUUAAUUUAUGUCCACUGCUUGUCCUGGGAGUGGGUACAGAGUAUCUUAAUGUGCUUAUAGGUUUAUGAGGGUGAAAUAGUAGAAGUGAUUACGGUGAUGGCCUGCAAAGUAUAUUAUCCUAUAAUCCCACUGUGAGGUUAGGGAUAAUUUGAUGGAAGGGGGCUUUUAAAUCCUUAAUUCAAGACCUCACUUCAGAAUGGGCACAUAGAUGAUCUGAUCUGUUAUUUAAGGAGAGGAAUAAAAAGAAUUCAUAGUAAUUUCUACUAAAAUGUAUCCAACACCCCUUGACAGUUUCUUUUAGUUAUAUUGUAAAAAUGUAAGUGUUAGAAGGACAUUGGAAUGUAAUUUUCAGCCAACCGGUAGUGAAGGGGUUAAUGCCCCUAUGUGACUGCCCCCUUGCAGUGUGAAGUGGCAUAGCCUUGACGUCAUAACACUAGGUCAGUAAAGAACUCACUGCAGCAAUUUUACCUCCCAAAGUCACCUUGUACUAACCGCCCCCCCCCCUUUCCCCCCACCCCUACCGCCCCCAUUGAUGAUCACACCAUGGGGUGAGCUCCAUAAACAACUUAAAAUAAACACCUUGUAGGCAGGUUACCAAUUUUACCAUUUUAAUCAGUUUAUAGUUUUUUUGUUUUUUGCAGUGUGGCCAACUUCUGUAAAAUUGACUAAUUAUAUAUAUUUAAAUCGAAUUCUUCCCUAUAUAAAAAAAUAAUACAAAAUACAAAAACUGAGCCAAAACGUUGACUUUAUUACUUUAUCUUGAACACUUCUGCAAAACCAAAAAGGUGUAUAAUAGUAAUUGCAAGAUACACAGAUCUAUCUAUCUAUCUAUCUAUCUAUCUAUCUAUCUAUUUAUAUAUAUGUGUAUGAAUUAUGAAAUAGUCAUGGUUUAUUGUCAUUUUAGUACCAGUUGAAAUCCUUUAAUGAAUGCAAAAAGAAUGAUUAAUUCAGCAGAUGACAUUAAGUGACUUCUUGCAGAGAACACGUUUAAUAAUUAAUAUGUUUGGCAAAUAAAUGCAGGGCUAUCAGUUAUAGUUUAUGCAAUUAAAUGUUGAGUACGCCUUUAAUUGGAAUUCGUUGCAAAUCGGUGACAUAAAAUCGUUUUUUUCUAAUUUUAUCGGUUUGUAAAAAAAUAAAAUAAAAAAAUGUUGAUGGCACAGGGUCUAUCCCGUUAAUAUUUCAGAUUGGUGCAGUAUGAACUCAUUCUAACAUUCCCUAGCCUUUACCAUAUUAAUUCAUGAGCUGGCGCCUCGUGAUUGGCAAUGAACUGGUACAAUUCAUAGUGAAAAAUAUAGAAUUAAAAACAAGCUGUGGCUCAGAAAAAAAAUAUAUAGCAUAUUUUCAAUGGAAAACACAAGGCUAAAAUGAAAAAAUAUAUAUUUUUAUGCGCUAGCUUUUAUUAAUAUAAAAGAUAUUUAUCAAAAAAUUUUAUUAGCGAGUUUUCUUAAAUGCCCAUGUGAUGGUUUUUAUUGGCAUCCCAGGUGGCAAUAGGCUGGGUGACCUUAGUGUCAAUAUUAGCCAAUAUUGGGUUAAAACAUAACUGCAAAAAACCCCAAAAAAAACAACGAAGCAAGGAUUUUAUCUAAUUUGUAACAAUGAAAAUGUUUUGAUAUAUUUUUUAUUUGUGCAUUACAACUUUUCGAUCUUCUGGUAAUUCUCACUCUGACAUUAACAGAACGAUAUAUCCUUAUUCAAUCUAUCUUUACAUAUGGUACAACAGAAGAUACAACAGAAGUAGCCCCGUUUAAUUAUUUUGGUACAAAAAUGCAAAUAAUGGCUAUAUUAAUAAGGUGUUUAACUCUUUACAUAAUGGAAGAAAUUAGCGGAAUUGUUGAGAAAAUAAUGUUAAAAAAUAACCUUCCCGUGUGUCUGUGCUUGUUAUUAAAGUCACUAGGAUUUCAUAUUUUUUUUUCAAAAUCACAGUGUCGUUAUUUAAACCCUCCCUCCCCCCCAAAAAAAAAAAUUAUAUAUAUAUUAAAUUACUUACACACACACAUAGAAAUAUAUGUGUGUGUGUAUAUGUAUACACAGAAACACACACAUUAUAUGAUAUACAAUUUUUAAAGAUGUUACAAAUGUAGACUACAGUAUAAUAUUUCCAAGACAAUUUUUCCGUGCUUGUGUGUAUAUAUACGACAAAAAUUGUCUUGGAAAAAUUAUAGUGUAGUCUACAUUUGUAACAUCUUUAAAAAUUGUGUAUCAUAUAAUGUGUGUGUUUCUGUGUAUACAUAUGUAUACACACACAAGUACAUAUGGAUGUAUAUACACACACACACGUAUAUAUACACACAUACACGUCAUCUCUGCGUGUGUGUUUAAGUAUUUUAAUAUAUAUAUAUGUAUAUAAAAAAAUAAUAGAUAUAUUUUUUUCAAGACAUUUUUUCUGAAGCUCUGUUUAUUAACAUCUUAUUUUUUUUCAUCAGCUUUCAGUUAGCUUUACGUUGUGUAAGUCACUUGACAUUUUGUUAGGGAGAUGGUGAAAUUAAAUAUUGGAUUUAAGGAGAUUACAUGCACAAUCUAAAACUGUUUUUUUUUAAAUGCCAGUGAAAUAAAAUAAAAAAAUAAAAAGAUAAAAUAAUAAUAAAAAAAGAUAAAUAAUGAACUAUGGGGAAACAAUUGCUCAGAUAUACAGCAGCACUGCCUACAUACAGUAAAGCAGAUGGAAUUCUCAAUUUAACAUUUUGAAUGCAGUUAUUUAAAUAUAGCUUAAUGGUCAGGUGUUCCAAAUAUUUAGUAAGGUAAUAACAACUUAAUGAGUACCGGAAAUACACACAAAAAUAUAUUCGCAAACAAAUACAUACACUCACAUACAUAAUUCAUGCACACAUACACACAAAAUAUGUAUCUAUGUAGGGAUGCACACAGGUAUAGAUAGGUAGGUAGAUAGAUAGACAGACAGAUCGAUAGAGACAGAGCGAGAGAGAGAGAAAGAGAGAGAGAGAGAGAGGAACCGUGAAUGAGCCAAAAUAUGAUUUAUGUCUAAAUAGAUAGUCCAACCAAACACAGAUAAGCUAAAUGGCAGAAUUGAUGCAGAAUGUAUUUUCUGUUUUAUAACCAUUGUUUGCUCAAUACUCGCUGCAAUGUUUUGUUUUGUGUGUGUUUUUUUUGUUGUUGUUGUUGUUGUUUUAUUUUUUUCAUUUGAAAAUAUAACACAUUUAAAAAAAAUAAAAUGAUAUCGGUGAAUCAGGUGUGACCCAUCUGUCUAAGUGCCCCAAAUCCUAUUAGCAGUAACCUUUCCCUGCAUGCAGUGUAUUCUCUAGAAACUCAGAGCUCAGCCUUGAAUCUGUCAGAAUUCUUUAGUCCUAUUCCCCCUCCCUCCCACCAGCAGGGUGUAGGUAAAACACUGAAGGUGAGGGUGAGAGGGCACUUCCAGACUCAGUAUUCUUUCAUUUACAUGUAAUAAUUAAGACAGAAGAAAGGGAUGCAUUGUUUGAUGUAUCACUGGCAUUAGCCAAUCCUCUCCACAUAGCCUUGAGCUACAGUCCUUAGUGUAAAGGCUUGAUCCAUGAUUCAAAUGAUUAAUGCUGCAAAAUAUUUCAAGGCAACUGCAUGCAUUGUACCAAGGAAACAUAAAAUAAAGACUUGCUUUUCACAGCUCAUUCAUUAACCCAUGCACAUCCAUAGCCCACAUAAAAAAAUUAAAUCUUAUGGAAAAUGUAUCAUAAGAUUGCAAUAAAAUACACAUUUGUUGCAACCCAUUUUUUAAGAAAUAAUAUCCCCAUGAAAAUGUUUUGUUUGUCAUUGUUUGUGUGUAUGCAUUGUUUGUGUGUGUGUGUGUGUGUCUUUCUGUGUGUAGUCAUACAUAUGCAUAUAAAAUGGCAUAAUUUUAUUUUUAUUGCACCUACAAAUGCCUUAAAAAAGGUGAUAAUUCUAUUUUGAUUUAUUUUUUUUGCUAUGUUCUACCCAUGCAUUAUGUAUGAGCCAAAUAUUUUUUUCAUGUGAUGGUAUGAAUUCUAUGAAUUAUAAUAUUUCACAUGUCAGGAAGAAUUGAUCUCCCUUACCCAGACAUAGAAAGGGGUUAAUAAAUUCCUGACACCCCCCUUUCCCCCCCCCCCUCACACACACACACACACUUUCCUUGCAGUGUACAUAGAAACGUUUCAAGGUAGUCUUUUCUAUAGAGACAUCACAACUGAUUGCUAUUCUGAGCCAUGGGCUCAGCCUGGGCAGAGCAUGCUGGGAAUUAUAAUUAAAAUCGUAUUUCUCUGGGUUCCCCCAGGAUUCUUGUAUAAAGCAAACUACAACAGGGGCCUCACACUUUGCUUACAUGUCUGUGGUGAGAGCAAGGUGUAGGUACACAUUGCAUUUUCUGAAGCAAAUUUUAACCAUUUCAGUGCUGAGGGCUUAAUGGAACUCUCUGAAGGUAUAUCUGCUAAACUCUGAAUUGAAGAGAACUGGUAUAGGAUUGGGACAGAUGGAGGCUACACUAACCAAACUGUGUGGUUUAAUCAUUGACCACUGACAGGGUUAAUCACUAAAGUGAGAAUUCAAAGUGAUUUUUAAAUUUAAGGUCAAAAUAGUUGAAAAUUUCUAUGAAAAAAAGUCACUUAAGCCUUUAUUUUUUUUAAAAACACUGAAUUACAGUAAAGACUCUAAAAUUGUGGCUAAAAUUGUUUGAAAUAAAAUCUCCAUCUUGCUAAAGUCCCAGCUAUUUAAGCCUGUUUUGCCAUUUGGAUUUAAUUCCAUAUGCAAUUUAAAUUUUGCUGAAUAUCCCUGUCUGAUUAUAGAUGGGCCAGAAGAUUUUUAGAGAUCAGUUGCGCCAUUUGGUUUUUAGUUUGCUACAAUUCAGAGUUUAGAGAAUAAAUAAAAAAAAGGUUUGUUAGAGCAAAUUUUUAGUCUUUGAAUCAAUACUUAGAACCUACUCUGCAGUACUGAAGGAAAAAAAUGGCUCCACACAAUCAUCUGACAUUGAGAAGGUUAAUAAAUGAUCUAGUAGUGUGACUCUUUGAAUAUCAGAAUGGAAGAAUGUUAUUUUAUACAACUUUAUUAGUUACCUAUUUUACAUUUAACCAUUUCAGUGACAGGACACACAUCUAUACACAGAGCUAUGCUCUCUCUCAUUUGCGUUUUCUGUCUCAAAAAGCAUUUAAUUUUAUAAUUCUCAUUCAUAACAUAUCAAGAAUUCUAAGACCAAUUUAUUCUGAAUAGAUACGUGAUUAAAAUACUACUUGUGGUUAAUUUGCAUUUUUAGAAACUCAGCAAUAUCCAUUGGAAGCAUUUCUGUAAUUAUUAUUUUUUUUUUGGUAGAGAUAUUUAUAGUACCCGUGUAUUAGAAAAAAAAAAGUAAAAAAAUACGAUCACUUUCAGUAAAUGAAAUAUUUUCAUAAUUUCUGUCACAUGCAAAGAUAUUGUGUGCAAAUAAAAAAAACACUAUACUUUGUAUAUAACAGUAUAAGAAAUGUAAUCUCUUCUGUGGUUUAUGUAAUAAACAAAAUAAUAACUUUUCAUUUUUUAAAAAAUGUUUAUAAAAAAAAAAAGGAACAUCGUGUAGGUUAUUCUGGUUUGAUUUAUUUAUUUAUUGAUUGAUAACCGGGUAAUACCAUAAAUAAUGCAUUUCAAAUAUCUAAAUUUGAUUUCCCUGUGACCUAUAAAAUGGAUAGGUUUUUGGGAAUUGUAAUUCGAACAGAGCCCUAUGCAUCGCUGUUUACAUUAAAUUAUUUGUAAUGCAAUUUCUAUUUUAUACCCCUUUUGUAAUAUUGUACAGCACUUUGGUAUAUAUUGGUGCUGUUUGAAGAAGGAAUGUUGUUUUCAAGGAUUUAUAAUAACAUUUCUAAAUAUACACUAUGAUUAAAAACCUGGAUUCUCAUUAUAGUCUGUUUGUACCUAUAGCCUGGAGCUAAUAAAUUCAAAAUAAAUUAGAAGUAAAUUUCAAAUUUGAACUGGAAAAAUUCUCCUGGUCAGCUAGGUGUUACGUUUGGCUACUCUAAUCUUCUCUAUUUAGUGCAGGGAUGCCCAAAAGGUAGAUCCUCAUGUUUUAGAACUACUCCCAUGAUGCAUUGCAUGCAGUUAGAAUGCCUUUACAAUGAUAAAGCAUCAUGGAAGCUGUAGUUUUAAUACAUCUGGGGAUCUACCUAUUGGGCACUACUGCUUUUGUGAAUAACCUUGUAAUUGUCUCCAUUUUGUUACCCUGUGAAUUUUUGUACAAUCUUUGCCCUUUUUGUCAUUGAGCAUACUAAGUGAAGGAAGAAUUUCCCUCCUCCAAUGUGUGCCCCGCAUGUGCAAGAACUAAGCUGCAAUGUGAUGUCACUUGCUAAAUAUCUAUCUAUCUAUCUAUCUAUUCAGUUCACAGUUAUUCAUGAUAGUAAAAUCUGCACUACAAAAGAUAGAGCCGUACAGCUUUUUUUCCCAACCGUCUCACCUUAAGAGAUGCUGGAAAGGCACGGGUAAACAUUUGAAUUAUUAUUUCAGGUGGAUCCAUUCAUUGACUUUCUCAGGUUAGUAUAGAGACACAAAUUAUGGCCCCAUUAAUAAUAAAAAUAAUAUUAAUAAUAGUAAAUUAUAAAGGGUGCAUGUGAAUCAUCAAUCACUCGUUCCCCCUGGUGUGGCUUGCUUGAGGGGGUUUUAUAAACCAUGUUGGAGUUUUCCCAUACCAUUUAGAAGCAGUAAGUAACCUCAUACUCCUAUCAGUAUUCUCUGUGAUCAUAAUGAUGCUUUUCUUAAAGGAGAAUUGUGACUUCCCAUGCUUUUUAAUACUGUGCUUAUCCUCUAUACUAAGUAAAUAUAUAUUUGUGAGGUUUUAAAUGUAGAAAUACAAACUUAUUUGUCUGGCAGUUGGGUGCCUCCAUCUUAGCUCCCUGUCAAUUAAAAGUUCUCUCCUUUGCACCAGCCAGUUAUAGCAUUGUAGGAACAUAUUAACCCCUUAAGGACACAUGACAUGUAUGACGUCAUUAUUCCCUUUUAUUCCAGAAGUUUGGUCCUUAAGGGGUUAAUGAAGGUUGAAAAAAAAAGGCUCAAGUCCAUAUCAGGUUCCACAAUCCACACUUCUGUUGAUCCUAGGCAAAAAAACCUGUUUAAAACAAUUUCCAAUUGUGCCAGAAGCAAAAUGUCAAAAGUAUACAGAGAAGAGGAUGUUUCUAUUUCUCCACCUCAUUUGCAUUGUGUGCCCUGCCUGUGCCUGGAAUGAACUGGAUUACGAGGCCAUUUGCUACAUCUUUAAUAUAAAUUAUUAAAAGCAAAAUAAAACAGAGCAUCAUAUGAAUGGAAGGUUUAACUCAACUUAUAAGUGAUUUGCAAUGGACUAGUUGUGUCCAUUCUGCCCUCCUAGCAUACAGUACCUAGGUGGUCCAAAGUAACUUCUCUUCAAUUGUGAUCCUAACUAUGACAUACAUUUAAUAUUUUUGGAUAAGCUUCACAAAUGAUUCAAAUCUGUUUAGAAAAUUAUUAACCACCAAAAGUCCCAUAGACUUUAUUGGUUUUUCUAACAUAUUUACAUAAUUUGAAAAGCACAUGAAAACAUAUUAAAUUGACACCUAUGUGUUAUGGAGAAACUUCCCUUUUCCUUUUUCUGAAAAAAAAAAAGAUCUUUUUUUUUUAAUAUUAAUCCAGCAUUAUGAGCCAAAUUUACAUAAUUCUUACUUUCUCUCUUUUGAAAUUGGUGUCCUUUGAUAUAGAAAAUCGCCUUCUCAGAUCCUGCAACUUGUAAAUCAAUCACCCAAAAACUGUCUGCAUAUAUAACAUACACCUGUACGUAUAGGCAAUCAAUAGACAAUUCAUUUUUGGCUACGAUCUCCAUCAAUAGAGAUUUUCAUUUUUCUUUAAUACCAUUUUCUUUUUUAUAUGACCAAGAUAUUUUUGUAAUUGAAGGAUGCCUUUACAGGAUUAGGGGGGUUGUAUGGUAUUGAUGGACCAGGAGAUUUGGCAUGUGCUAUGUGCUGGGGUAACUGUAUGGACAAUGUUAGUGACAAUGGUUCAGAUUAAUUGUGAUAUUGUAUGUUGGAGGGCAGCAUUUGGGGUUUAAUGUGAUUCUUGGCAAAAAACAAGGCUUCUGCCUAACUCAAGACUAUAAUGUCAUCUCCCAGGACAUAUUAAAUGUAGAAGCAAGGAAAGCAUUGUAAAAUUGCUGCAUAAAUAUAAAUCUUGCUGCACUAGGUUGAAAGGCACGUUGAUAGCAUUUGGGAUACAUGUGAAUGGAAUGUAGGAAUAGGUGAGACUAUUUCCCACAGACCCACUUGGUUAUUAGGGGUUCUGUGGACUCCAUUGUAGAAUUUUCCUGAGCCUUUCCUUCCUGUAUAGGAUUUGGCAGAUUAAAAAGCAGCUGCUAGGCCGCUUUCUAAUUUAGCAGGUGUUAUGAAGAUCAUCACUCAUUUGGUUUAGUUAUUAUCUUAGUGCUAUCAGCAGGCCUUUUGUUCUGUACAGCACCUUCAGUGCAGUUUAGCUGCUCUCAGAUAGACUUGACGGGAAAGAAAAGCCCAAAAGCCAACCUGCAUAAAGAAAACUGUUUAAAGGAUUGUUAUUUUUUAAAAUAUAUUUAUGUUGCAUUACAAUUUAAUCUUUGUGUAAUUUAAUCUAUUUGUUAUAUACAAUUUAGUCUGCAUUGAUCAGUUAUUUUUCCAUCAUGCUUGGCAAUUUCGAAAAGCUGGUAGGUUUUGAGUUUCCACCUCGAACCGUCUUGGAUGUUUUUUUUACACCUACUUUUCUGAAAGAAAUGUUUUUUUUAAAAAACAAUAAAAAUAAGUCUGAUUUGCAUAAAACAGUUAAAUAGAUAAAAUGAGCAGAGGUCUCUGGGACUCUGUUAAGCUCUUCUUCCAUCUUCCACACCAUGCAUGGUUGUUGACAGGUGGGAUUGCUUGAUUCCAGAAACACCCGGGGCUUGGGCCCAAUGGAAAAUUCAAUGACCCCUACACCAACAGACAGUUGGGGAUGUGUCAUGACAUAUCGGUACCUUUCUGUGUUAUGUCCCCUCCUCUACCCACUGGCCACUGCCAUAAUGAAGUAGGACGCAUAAAGUGCUCCCUGUGUUAAUUUGAAUUUAGCAUAUUUCUGAAUUGGCAAUACAUAUAAUAAAUACCAGUGCUGAAUGGGGGAUACCGCGUCUGGCUUGAGCCUCCCCUUGACAGGCAGAACUCCAUGGGAUGGGUCACAAUGGUGAUCUUUGUGAUCAUGUUAUUUCUGCCACUCUCUCUACCCAUUAAAAGCAUGUUGAUCUCUAGGAUCUCAAGGAACACAUUGCGAGAGACAUGCUGUACAGCCUCAAUGCAAUCCCACUACAUUAUCUAAUUGAUAGUGGGUGUGCAGCAAAGAUAAUUUUAUCAGCACUUCCUCCCAACAGUUACCUGGGGCACCAACCUCCUCCUCUUAAGUAGCCUGGAAGAGGACUAUGCCUCUAAUUUUUAUAACAGGUGGCUGCUUUGAAAAGCAGCUGUCUGAUGUAAAAUAAUAAUAAAAUUAAAAAAACCACUAAUAUCCUCCAUGGACUAUAGCGUCUCCACCCAGCAUCACCUGGGUUCCUGGAUUCCCUAUGGGACAUAAACAGCACCUCUAGUCUCCCUCCAUGUUUCCACUAAAUUCAGUUAAUUGAGUGACAAGUACGUUCAGCCAGUUGUAAUUGCAGUGGAAUGACUGCUACAGAAUUACUCUAUUUUUUAUGUAAAUAAUUUUUGUUUCUUUGUAUGCAGCCCUAGUCACACCUCCCCUGGCUGUGACUGACACAACCUGCUUAAAAACAAAAUGGUUUCAUUGUCUCAGAUUUUACCUUACUUUAAAGUUUUUUCUCUGCUCUAAACUUUAAUCACACAUAGGAGGCCCCUGAAACAUCUAGCAAGCUGUUACAGGAGCAGGAGAUGAGAAAUUCUAAAUUGAACAGAAAUUGCAUUUAAGGAAGUGUAAACAUUAGAUGACUCAUUACAGGAGAUGUUUAGGAAGGCUGGGUAAAUCACAUGCAGGAAGGUGUAACUAGUGCUGGAUAAACAAAGUGAUUUAACUCCUAAAUAGUAGAGAAUUUAGCAGUGAGAUUGCAUGGGGUAUGAUCUAUAAACCAAAACUGUUUCAUGAAACUAAAGUUGUUUUGGUGACUAUAGUAUCCUUUCAUUUGUUUAUUACAACAGUUGCUAAGGUUCUUUUUAUUAUUAUUUUACAUGAUGUACAGUCAGGUCCAUAAACAAUUCUAAUCUUUUUGGCUCUAUACACCACCACAAUGGAUUUGAAUUUAAAUGAACAAGAUGUGCUUUAACUGCAGACUUUCAGCUUUAAUUUGAGGGUAUUUACAUCCAAAUCAGGUAAACGGUGUAGGAAUUACAACAGUUUGUAUAUGUGCCUUCCACUUUUCAAGGGACCAAAAGUAAUGGGACAAUUGGCUGCUCAGCUGUUCCAAAAGGUCCAGAGUUCAUUUCAAGUGUGCUAUUUGCAUUUGGAAUCUGUUGCUGUCAACUCUCAAUAUGAGACCCAAAGAGCUGUCACUAUCAGUGAAGCAAGCCAUCAUUAGGCUGAAAAAACAAAACAAACCCAUCAGAGAGAUAGCAAAAACAUUAGGUGUGGCCAAAUCAACUGUUUGGAACAUCCUUAAAAAGAAAGAACGCACCGGUGAGCUCAGCAACACCAAAAGACCCGGAAGACCACGGAAAACAACUGUGGUGGAUGACCGAAGAAUUCUUUCCCUGGUGAAGAAAACACCCUUCACAACAGUUGGCCAGAUCAAGAACACUCUCCAGGAGGUAGGUGUAUGUGUGUCAAAGUCAACAAUCAAGAGAAGACUUCACCAGAGUGAAUACAGAGGGUUCACCACAAGAUGUAAACCAUUGGUGAGCCUCAAAAACAGGAAGGCCAGAUUAGAGUUUGCCAAACAACAUCUAAAAAAGCCUUCACAGUUCUGGAACAACAUCCUAUGGACAGAUGAGACCAAGAUCAACUUGUACCAGAGUGAUGGGAAGAGAAGAGUAUGGAGAAGGAAAGGAACUGCUCAUGAUCCAAAGCAUACCACCUCAUCAGUGAAGCAUGGUGGUAGUAGUAUCAUGGCGUGGGCAUGUAUGGCUGCCAAUGGAACUGGUUCUCUUGUAUUUAUUGAUGAUGUGACUGCUGACAAAAGCAGCAGGAUGAAUUCUGAAGUGUUUUGGGCAAUAUUAUCUGCUCAUAUUCAGCCAAAUGCUUCAGAACUUAUUGGACGGCACUUCACAGUGCAGAUGGACAAUGACCUGAAUCAUACUGCAAAAGCAACCAAAGAGUUUUUUAAAGGAAAGAAGUGGAAUGUUAUGCAAUGGCCAAGUCAAUCACCUGACCUGAAUCCGAUUAAGCAUGCAUUUCACUUGAUGAAGACAAAACUGAAGGGAAAAUGCCCCAAGAACAAGCAGGAACUGAAGACAAUUGCAGUAGAGGCCUGGCAGAGCAUCACCAGGGAUGAAACCCAGCAUCAGGUGAUGUCUAUGCAUUCCAGACUUCAGGCUGUAAUUGACUGCAAAGGAUUUGCAACCAAGUAUUAAAAAGUGAAAGUUUGAUUUAUGACUGUUAAUCUGUCCCAUUACCUUUGGUCCCUUAAAAAGUGGGUGGCACAUAUACAAACUGUUAUAAUUCCUACACCGUUCACCUGUUUUGGAUGUAAAUACCUUCAAAUUAAAGCUGAAAGUCUGCAGUUAAAGCACAUCUUGUUUGUUUCAUUUCAAACCCAUUGUGUUGGUGUAUAGAGCCAAAAAGAUUAGAAUUGCAUCAAUGUCCCAAUAUUUGUGGACCUGACUGUAUAUUUUCAUGGGUAGAAGAAGGGCUCGGUAGCUUUUGUUAAUAAUGCAGGAUUAAUAAAAGCUAUCUUACAGAGAGAAGUUAGGAUAGUCACACACACCUUAUCAAUAUUGGUUGACAAUAACUCUAAGGCAGUGACGGCUAACCUUGACACCAUAAUUUUUUUCUGGACAAUAUUUCUUAUGAUGCUCAGCUAGCUUUUAGACUCUAAAAGCUAGUGGAGCAUCAUGGGAAAUGUAGUCCAGAAAAAAAUUAUGGUGUCAAGUUGAUCCAUCACUGCUCUAAGGGAUACACUGGGCACCAAUACAAUGUUAAUGCAUUUGAUGUGUUUUAGCCUCAUUAGUAUGCUGUAUUUUAUUGCGUGCUCAUAUAUAUAUAUAUAUAGUUUUUGCAUACAAAAAACCCCAAAAUGUUUUGCUCAAUACUGCAACAUAGGCUUGCCUCUUUAGCCACAACCCCUUACUCCUGAAAAGCACUUCCUUAUUACAUGUAUGUACACAGCUCAGCCACUGACAGUACUGAAUGAUCUAAACUACAAAGCAACUUGCAUUAGAAGGAGAGGACUUUCAGGGAGACAUAUAGUAAGGAUAUCACUACCUGUUUCUCUGAUGCUCUGCAGCCAACUUGUGAAUUAUAAUCAACUCUUUCAGUGUUUUUAGUGUACAUACACUGAUAAGGAAGCCAUUCUGGUGUGAGGGGAUAUGGCAAAGGAGAAAGACUUAUGGUGCUGCAUUCUGCAAAACAUAAUUUUGGUGCAAAAACUAUGACGAUUUGAACAAGCAAACAAAUACAGCAUAUUACUGAGACUAAAACCUAUCAAAUGCAUCAAAGUUGUAUUGGUACCCAGAGAGUCCCUUCCAGUGACUUUUUACAGGUUGGCUUAAGUAAGACUUUUUUUUGUCAUGUUUUUAUAUUAGAGAAAAGGUUGAGUAUUGGAUGGCUUCAAGCAGCCGUUUUGAACUUUCCAGAAAAAAAGUAUUUUGAACAGUCAGACUUGAGCGGGUAUAUCACUUUGUAUUGUGCUGUACCUGUAUAUUAAUUAAGAAAAGAUCAUACAACUUCCCUUAAUUAAUUAAAAUGCAGAGGUGCAACUGAAACAAAUGUUUUUUCGCCCAAGCAGUCAAAUGGAUAAAAUAACACAUUUAUAAUAGGGAGCAAGCAAUGAACAAUAUAUGCAGUUAGCCUCUUGUCACUUGAAUGGUUUGGCUGUGCACAGUAUGCUAGGGGUUAAUGGUUAUUAUUAUUCUGUUGUCCUCUUGUAGGGAUUACCAUCUGAUUCAUGUAAUCCACAGAGGAAAGCACAUCUCAUUGUUGGAGAAUUACUCAGUGAAGCUGGAAUAGCAGGAAAAGAUUACGAAGGAAACACAGAGUCUAUAAUUCGGGGUCAUUUUGGUUUUACAUUGUAACAUUUGUUAGAAAAAGCUAAGAGGAAUAUUGUUUAACCUCAAAACAGGGGCUAUUCUGCAUUGAUGUGCUAAGAAAAGGGCCGUCACCGUAGAAACCAAUAGAAUGUCUUGAAACAUUCGGCAGGUAUUCCCGAAGUAGCACCUGUUGUGCCUUGACAAUUUUUUUCCCACAGGUGAUCUACUCUGCACUUUUCCAGGUACCCACCGUUGCUCCUACUUACAUAUUAAAUAUCGUACAGUUUUAUAAUGGAUUGAAUGCUAUGUUGUUUCCCAGUUAGACUGCACAGUAUAAAAUUUGAGCAGUUCUGGCAAAAUGCAAAACAGAGAGCAAUCAGCAGAAACAAAAAUCUAUUGGUUUCCACAGUGAUUGAAUUUUAUUUAUAAUUUUGCAUAAUCAUUUAUAUAUUUAUUUAUUCUCUAAAAUAUCCUCUAAUAGUAUAUUAUAAUGUAUACACACUUAUCAAUCAGUCCCACCCUGUCAAUAAAACAGGAAGCCAGCUGCCAAAUUCACUUAUGGUAUGUUCUGAAUUCCAGCCACAAAAUGGUGGAAAUUGCAAUCCGAGCUAAUCCCUCUGUCUGAAACCAGCAUUUUGACUUUCAUUAUCCUACACACUAAAUCGAUUGCGAAGUCUGUGCUCAGAAUACCUCUCCUACAAAGCGUACACCAUAUAUUAUCAGCCUAUUAUUAUUUAUAAGGUCUUUAAAUAUUUAAUACCAGUGGCAGCACAGAGUACAUCACUAUGUAAAAGCAGCUAGCUAAUUUCCACAUUGACUGGUAGGCUAGAACAGCAGCUACAGAAAUUGUUUUGGUCUAUCUAUCUAUCUAUCUAUCUAUCUAUCUAUCUAUCUACCUGUCUGUCCAUCUAUAUAUCUAUCGGUCUAUCUAUCUAUUUAUUUGUCUGUGUCUAUCUAUCUAUCUAUCUAUCUAUCUAUCUAUUUAUUUCUCUAUCUAUCUAUCUGUGUCUAUCUAUCUAUCUGUGUGUCUAUCUAUCUAUCUAUCUAUCUAUCUAUCUAUCUAUCUAUCUAUCUAUCUAUCUAUCUGUCUGUAUGUCUAUCUAUCUAUCUAUCUAUCUAUCUAUCUAUCUAUCUGUCUGUCUAUCUAUCUAUCUAUCUAUCUAUCUAUCUAUCUAUCUAUCUAUCUAUCUAUCUAUCUUUCUUUCUUUCUUUCUUUUCUUUUUUCCUUUGUCGGAACCUCUCUCUUUUUAACACACACGCACAUGCAAACACAUAAAACACUAUAGAACAUUCUUCCACCUAUCUUCGGAAUUACUCACCUCUUUCUUUAUUUCCCAAUCCCAAUACCCCUUCAUGAAAAUACCUUUCAGUAUACUUUAUAUUGAUUAAUUCAUCAAAACGUUUGCAGUGAAAUUUCAGAUAAGGAUUUAUUAAAUAUCAACACAUUGUUCUACAUCUAUUUAUUUGUCAUUGCCCUCCUCCGGUGAUUUCAUAAUUUAAAGGAACAUACAUCAAUUCGACACAGCUGUCUCAUAGCAUUUUUCAUUUUAGAUUUGAAUGAGACAGUUAGCUCACUCUACAGGCUGAAAAAAGCAGGUAAAUAUGUUUUUUUUUUUCAUUUUUACAUGCUUCUUCAUUUUUAUGCUUUCCACACUCACUCCUGGAGUUACACUGAUGUAACCAAUCAGAACCCUAUCCCUAGGAAUGCAGAAAUUGAAUUGGGCAUUCAUGAUUGCAGUUGGAAGAUCUCUGUCAGGUUUCUCUCUCCUGCUGCUGCACAAUGAUGCCCCAUUUCUGUCAUUAAUGGACUGGUCUGAAACUGAGAUGGGUGGUAGUUGGGAGGGAGAUGAAAGGCAUGCCUAACAAUGCAAUCUGACCAAGUUUAUAGAACGUUUAUAAAUGCUUAGUACAUACUUACAAGUUUUCCUGGCUUUAUUUUUGUCUGUUUAUUGGUAUAAAAGUGUUUGAUUGCUGUUUUUAUAAAAAAAUAUUGUCAAGCAAUGCAUGUCCAUUUAAGGGUUACCAUAUUAUUUUUCUGGUUGUAAGUUUAAUGACACCAAGUGCAGUAAUAUUUUCCAGAACUGUCUUAUUUUUGUGAGCCUUCUUUAUUUCGUACAAAAAUGUUUAGCAAUUAUGCUGGCCACUUCUUCUUUGGGCACAUUAUACUAUACUAAUAUAGUUACUCAUGAAAAUAAGGGGAACACCUGUUUUUGAAAUAUCAAUUCUUGGCUUGUCCAUAUCAUAUCUGUAAAAAGUGAUGUAGAAUUUUAAAGACAACAGUUUUUAAUUUUAACAAAGAUAAGGGGAGUCUAGGAGCACCUAACCUUUAAUAUUUUAAGGCAGCCCUGUUAGUGCAAUCCUCUGUGGCAUGGUAGAAUGGAUUAGAAAAGAGAUGUCAAAGCACAAAAUCGUUGGUCUUCUCUGUCCCACCUAGUAACCUUUUGUAGAUACUAACAAAACACAAACCCACCAAAGUUACCGCUUGUGGGAAUACUUGGUGUUUGGCUCUACGUUGUCUCCCUUAGACUACUUAAAAAGGUCAGAGAUAAUUGGCCUGAAGGACAUUGGAGCAAAUAAAGAGCUAGACAGGAAUCUAGAUACCCUUAAUGGGUUAGAAUUAUGCCUUUUAGCUGAGCUAUCUAGCUUAUUAAAGUCUCCAGGUUUACAUGAUACCUAUUUUGAUGGUGCAGGAGGUCCCUGUUGCUGACUUACCUCUAGGUGUUAAACCACAACUUAAAUGUGUUCCUAUAAAAUGUAAUAUUCAUGUUGCAUUCAUAAUGAUAUUUAUUAUCUAAACCCGAUCGAGAAUUAACGAUUUGACCAUGCAAAUAUUUCCCCUGAUCAAUAUAAUUCUAUCCUCUAAUCAAAGGAUACAAACACAGUACAUUUAAUGAAAUAACUUAUUUUCUCUGAUAUGGCUAUGUUUUACAUUGUCUGAAAAAAAAGGGAAAUGGUUUGUGCACUAAAAACACUUCUUUUAGAUGAUUGUCCCUUGAAGAUUUUGUUUAGAUGCAUUAGACUGUAGUUCACAAUUUAGAUAGCCUAAUGAUUGGAUAAGUGGUCUCAACUGCUAAUGACUUUCUCAUCUGGGUAUUGAUCCAUAUGAUUCAUAUGACAUACCAUAGAAACCACCAUUUUGUGCCAUGAACAGAGCUACUGUGCAUAUUUAGCUAUUUCAUGGUUAUCUGCAGUUGUCUAGCAAUACAUGUCAAUUAUAUGGACACUUAACUAACUGUGGAGCAUGAAUAAGAGGAGGCUAGAGCAAUUUGCCCGACUAAUGAUGCAAUAUACAUUUAGUAAGAAUUCAAUAUUGAGAACAAUCUUAUUGUAGAACCAUAUUUGUUUAUAAAUUACUACUCUGGGACAAAGAAGAUUUAGGAAAUACAUUCCGGCGGAUCAAACCAUUAUUCCCUGUAAUGCCCAGUGAAGUGAGGGCCCCAUAAUCUCAAGGCAAUACUGGGACAUGUGUGUCCCCGCUUGCACAAGGUUAGUGGGAUUAGUGGAAGCCUUUUCCUGACAUGAACUAAAGAUAAGAGCUGAAAAUAACUGUAACAGUAUGUUCUGGUGCAGAACCUUGAUUAAAUUGAACCCUAGCACUAACCCUAACAGCAACAGUAACACUAAUGGCCAAACCUGCCCAGAAAGAGGAGCAGCCCAAAGAAGCGACAUGCAUCAGUAUGUGCUCACAUAUUGAUUGCUGGGGACAAUUUCCUGGUGUCCAUAAAUGUGGGACACUAGGGAACCAACGAGAAGUGUGGGUCUAGAUUCCUUAAUUGUGAAAGCCUUGCCAGGUCCAUGAGUUCUGGGAGGUUAUUAAUAGCAGUAAUAAUAAAUAACAGUCCUCCGGAUACAUAACUAACUGAUUCUCUGGGUCAAGCUGAAGCAGCCAGCUCACAGGUUGUGAACUGCAAUCAGAAUUAUCUCCUCUUGGUUAUCUGCUUAUUUCAUGACAGCUGGAGAUUAGGAUUCCUCAUUUAGGUACAAUGACAUAAGAGCAUCGCCUGAAAGCAAAGUGAAGAUAAUAACUGAGUGUGAGGAAGUGGAACUGGUCUUAGAUGUGUAAGAGCCAACUUGAACACGUGACUUGAGGACUGGAUUAUGAAGUCAGCCCCGACAGUAUCACAAAGUUAUAAAUGAGUUUCUGGAAAUGUUAAGGUUUCGUAGAAAAUCUGGAUGUGGAAAUUUUUUCAAAUGAUUUUACACUGGAUUGACACUGACAUUUUUAUGAAUUUGCACAUUAGGAGGUAUUUGUUUGUUCCUUUGUAGUCAAAAUGGCAGAAAUGUUCAAUGAUUGAUUGUUGAGUUCAAUCUCAUUAAACCACUUAUUUCAAACUAUUAUAUUACAACUAAAAGAAAAUGUGAUUGCAUGUGACAGGAAUAGACCAGUUAAUCACAUUUGGGUUACGGUACGGUCAUGACACUAAGAGUAAAUCCUUUGCAUCAAAUCUGUUGCUUAUUCACCUCGAUUCUGAGCGGGUUUUGCAAAUGUUGAGUGAAUAUUCUCUGAAACCUUGCUUCUAAAUUACUCAGGCAGACCCUGGCUCUGUAUGUAAUAGUGUCUUUGUGUGUGGGGGUUUAUAAUAAAAUUGUCAGUGGGUUUGGACAUCUCCUGGCACACUACACAGAAGGUGGUGGGGCAGCAAGAGUUACCUUAAAUCAAAACAUUUACCAUAUGGAUUGUAGGAUUAAACCAGCCAUUUUGAAUUCUGAUUACUCAAGAAAUAUUUUGAGUAUAUAUUUAAAUAUUAUAUUCUAUUUAUAAUGUUGUAUUGGCAUUUUGUGUUGUGGCUUGUCCUGCACUUAGCACUUAAAUAGGAUGUUUGCACUUUGUGCAUUUUGUUAGAUUGUUUAUUAUACUAAUGGAAGCCUUGCUUGCUUGUGGUUCUAACCUUCUCGUAUUAGCAAAUCAAUCUCUUGCUUUUUAUUUUUGUUUUAUUUUGGUCUUAGUGAACAAUUCUCUUGUAAACACAAGAGCUUUUUUUAAAUUAUUUUCGUCAUGGAUAAACUAUAUCCCAAGAGCUAACCACCUUAGCACCCACAGGAGGUGGCCAACUGAGGAAGAACAGAGGCAGAAGUGGUGAAGGAGCCGUAAUAUCUGUGCUCUUCCAGCACUGCUCCCUAGUGCGCCCUGCACUGAUGUUGGGAGCCGGGGUUCUGACGGCACUCCAGCCCCAGCAUUACUAAACAGUGCUGGAAGAGUAUGAACAUUACACAAGCCCCUCACUGAACCCCAGGGAAAGGAUCAACUACGGCUCUCCCAAAUUUCUAAUUCACUUAGGGUUUAACUCACUGUCUGAGAGCAAUCAGCUGACAAUGUAGUUGUUAUGGUGCUUGGUGUUUUCCUUUACAUAAAAACAAAGUAUUAUCGCUUAGUUUAUAUAUUCAGUACCCACAUACAGGACCACCCUUGCCAUUUGCACAAACCCAGGUAAGAAAUUUUUUUGUCCCCCACAUUCCCUAGAUCUGAAAUCACCCCUUAGAUAAGUGUUUCUCAACCUUUUAUGAAGAAGUACCCCUGCAAGUUUAAAAAAAUUCCUAAGAACCCCUACUUCGAUAAUGUAAUUUCUAUUGAUUUAAAUUCCAAAUGAAAUGUGUAGGCAUGGAUAUUUAAAUUAGUCCCUGAUUGGAGAACAAGCCUAAAUAAAGAAUAUAUUUUAAAAUAAAUAUGACAUAAUGAUAAUCGUGUAUUUUAUGAUAUGUGUAUGAACUCUUAUUUAAAGUAUAAAAGUCACAAAAUGAAAGUAUAAUACACACAUAACAGUUACACAUACAGGACACUGAUACACACACACACACACACAUUUACACACAUAGGACACUGACACACAUAUUUAUACACAGAGGACACUGACACAUGCACAUACUUAUGCACAGUAGACACUGACACACUUACAUACAGAGGACCCUGACACACACAUAUUUACACACAGAGGAAACUGACACACUCACUGACAGACACACUCUCACUGAUUGACACACUCUAACAGCCACAAUUACUGACACACACAUUCACUGACAGGCACACACUGACUGACACACACUCACUGAUUUGACACUGACAGACACACAAUCUCACUGAUUUGACAUACACUUACAGAAACACACAUGCAACAAUUUGAUACACACUGACACACACACUCACUGAUUUUACACACACUGAUAGACACACUUACUGACACACAAAUUCACUGUCACACUCACUGGCAGAAACACUCGCUGACACACACACUGACUGACACAUACAUAUUCUCUCACACACACUCACAAAUUAUUAUUAUAUUUUAGUUUAUUUUUGUAUUUAUGUUCACCUGGCCUAAAUCUGGGGGCGGAGUGCAGGCCAGCAUUUAAUGUACCCAUACCAUCAGUCACACAUACCAUGGGUUGAGAAACUAGGGGAUACACCGUAUGACAAUGAGUGUGUGUCAGUAUAAUUGAAAGUGUGUGUGUCAGUGAGCGAAUGUCAGUGUGUGUCAGUGCAAAUGUGUGUAUUGGUUAAACAGUGUGUGUCAGUAUCAGUGAGAAUUUGAGUCUAUCAGUGAGUAUGUGUGUCAGUUUAUGUGUAUCAGUGAUAGUGUGUGUCUGUGAGUGAGUGUGUUUAUCACUGAGUGUAUGUCAGUCUAUGUGUAUCAGUGACAGAGUGUCUGUCAGUGAGAAUGUGUGUGUCUGUCAGUGAAAAUGUGUGUUGGUUAAACAGUGUGUGCAAACGAGUGUUGUGAAAGAGGAGAGGUAGGAAGUUUGACUACUUACAUGAAGUGGGACUAGGGCACUUCUGACCCUAAAACCAUUACUGCCUGUUAUAGUGAUAAUGCUGUUUGGAGUGAUCCUUUAAGUGUCCAUUGACCUACAUGAGGGGCUCCUGACUGAAAGUAGUUUGGAGUAGGCAAAGGUCAACACUAAUGAUGUGGUGUAUGCGGCUUUGCACAAAAACAUGCUCACUCUUGGUCAUUAUCUUCUCAUUGUUUAGUUUUUUUAAAGUUUUAAUGUAUUAUCGAUACAAUGCAUUAAAGAUGUAUGGGUCAGUUCAAGAUUAGAGAACCCUUCAGUGUUUUGUUUUUUCAAAUCCCUUGUAUUUAUUUCUAUGAAUACAUGAUACAGAAGUAUCACUAUUGAUAUGAUAUCCAUAUCCCCUCCACCUUGCAUUUUAUUUGUUCUCUGUAGUAUGGAGUAAGGAAUCACUGUUUAUUCCAGGGGUAGCAAACUUUUUUAUACCUACCGCCCACUGAUGCAUCUUUCUUGAUGGAAAUAUUUUGUUACCGCUUACCAGUUUUCGGGGUUUUUUAGCGCAAGUGCAGAAUAUUUUUUAGAAAGGAGGGUGUUUAAAAAAAAAAAAAAGUGCGUAAAUUUAUUUUUAUGUUUGUAACUUUUAAAAUGAGAAAAUAAAAAAGUACAUUGAAAUUACCUUUAACUAGUGAUUAAUGAGAUCCUUGAGGCUGAUGCUGCGAGACUAAAUAUUUGAUAUCUGGUUCAGUUUUCGUAAGGAGCAAAUGAAGGCCUCCUCUUUCGGUGAUAUUCAGACGGUUUCUCUGUUUGCUCAUAAUAUGAUUUCUCAUUCGUGCAUUAGCUCCCCUCCUCAUCCCCCUCCCCACCUUUUUCUAUUUUUCUUUUCUUUUAUCUUCCUUAUAGCAAUGUCCAGCAGGAAGGCUGAGCUAGCUAGCCCACUUAUGAUUAUUAUUAGCCAACAACAAUUCUCUCCUUCUCCUUCCUAUAUUUUUUAUUUUCCUUCUUUCUUCUAUUUUACAAGUACUCUGCUCCUUCUUUCUCGUAUUCUACAAGUACUCUGCUCCUUUUUUCUCCUUUAUAACAAGUACCGUUCCUUCUUUCUCCUUUUUUACAAGUACUCUGCUCCUUCUUUCUCCUAUUCUACAAAUACUUUGCUCCAUCUUUCUCCUAUUUUACAAAUACUCUGCUCCUUCUUUAUCCUUUUUACAAGUACUCCGCUCCUCUUUUUCCAAUUCUACAAGUACUCUUCUCCUUCUUUCUCCUAUUCUACAAGUACUCUGCUGCUUCUUUCUCCUAUUUUACAAGUGCUCUGCUCCUCUUUCUCCUAUUGUACAAGUACUCUGCUCCUUCUUUCUCCUAUUUUACAAGUACUCUGCUCCCUGCUACCGUGUAUCCCCCUACUCCAACUCCUCCCCUUCCUCUACGCGCGUGUUACACUCGUUACGUGCACACACGUUCGUACGUGCGCACACGUUCAUACGUGUGCAAACACACGCGCGUUUGUGCACUCUCAUAAUCACGCCAGCACUUCCUGCUAACCACUGAGUGCGCGAAAGAUGAAUAGAGCGUUCAUCUCUCUGGAUGGAGGAAGGAUUCUACUUGGGCCCUAGAACCCACUACCGCCCACCUAGAAUCCUGAAAUGCCCACUAGUGGGUGGUAGGGACCAGGUUGACGACCCCUGGUUUAUUCAGUGCUGAUAAAAAAAAAUGAUGACAUCAUAGCAAAUCACUAUUCAUAAAACCUGUGUGUAACGGAGCUCCUUGUACUCCGACUGAGUACCCUCCGUUGACGGAUGCUCAUAGCGCUUCCUGAGGACUCCAAGCGCUGCAGCAGACACUGCAGACUCCGCAACCGCCGUAUCUUGACUGGAGUCUCACCGUCUUCCUUCCACCCUGGAUCAGCUUCUGUCCUCCAGGACUGUGUGGGAAAGAACUCUUCCUUCCACCCUGUAUGAACCUCCAGCAUCCAGGACUGUGUGGUGAAGACCCCUCCUCCAAGGAGAGCGUGUCAGGAACAAGCUCUUAAAAGAGCUAAGUGACUCAAGCUCAGGGGAGCAUGCAGAACAUAGCAAUCCCCAGUGUGAUUAGAACAGCUCCCUCCAAUAACGAGACAAGGCUACAUUUAGAGGGAUCAAGAAGAACUGUCAAAACCUUUAUUCCCUUGGGACCAGCCAAUACAGUCACCACAAUAACAUUGUUGUGAAACCUCAAUAAAAUCACAAACAGUCAAACCAUAUCAAGAAACACACAGUGACUUAUCACAACACAAUGGCACAUUUUUAAAGGGGUGGGGGGAGACAAUAUUUAACAGUAAAUAUCUCACCUGCCUGCAGAAUUAGCAAUAUGCAAAUCUACCCGAAUAUGCAAAUGAACCAGUCUUGCAAUUCAGGUAGUGCAUAUUGCUGUUGCUACCAACAGAGGGCACUAGACAAGCUCCAUAGCCAAACCCACCUAGUUGGUAGCAAACCUCAGCAGUACAGGAGAGCAGGCAAUACAUUUCACAGUACACACACACACACACUAUAAACAAUUACAUUACACACACCCUGUACCUAUAAUGGGUACAGGGUGACUAAAACAUAAGAUAAAUAAUGCAGCCUACAUAAAUAGUCUGUCUGAAGGUAGACUAGGGGCUUUAAAACCAAAUACAGGAAAGAGUCAUAGUCACAGGGGAGGAGGCUGGCAAGCAGGCCUCUCCAGGACCAAGUGGCGAAGGGCACUUCGUCACACUGUGCAAGAAGAAAUUUGGGAUAAGUUCACUAAAUGUGUGAAUUAUAUUAACAAAUAGUUCUUAAAGAGUGGAGCACCAGUGAACUCCUGGCACAAUAACCAUUAGAGCAUGCUGUAGUGGUUAUGGUACUUAAAGUAUCCCUUUAAAAACAGAAUGCCUUAGCUACAGCAUUUGGGGUCCUUUUAAGCCCAUCUACUUAAAAUUAUUACUUGGUCCUAACCUAAUUUUAUACACAGAAUUAAAGAAAGAGAAAUAUUUUAAUAUUUAAUACUUACAUAUUAAACUCAGCAAAUUCUCUUGGAACAAAGUCAACAAAGUACUCACAAAAUACUACUUAUUUGCCACUGAAUCUUUCCGUCCAUUUAUAAUCCUCUCUGGGAUUUGAGAAGUGGCACAUAUGUAAUGGAUGAGAUGCUAGUAGAAUCUUAAUUGGAGUGCUACUCUGUCUCAAAUUACUAUAGAAUAGGUAAAAAAAAAAAUUAAACCACCACCAUAACGCAAGCAUAUUUCAGUUUUUGGGCCUUAACUUUUUUAUUCCCUUACAAUACAAGGUUACAUAUCACUGUUUAUCGAGGCAAUAAAUGCAAACAAGAAAAGCAUUUAUGAUGAUCUAUUUUUCACAGGUUCAGGAUUAGAGAAUGAUGCACAAAUAUCCUAGCUGCAUGGGCAUGACUAUUUUAAAAGAUCUACAAACAUCGUAUACAAUAUCUUGUGAAUUAUUCAAUAUUCCAAACAGCAAUAUUUUAGUAUUGCAAUAUUUUCAGUUUUGUUAUUUGAAAAAGCUAAUUUGUUGGACUUGGACACAGCAUCACCUCAUUUGAUUAUAUGACUAAUCUAAUUUCGGUUGCAGAAGGUGCACGGUCUUACAAAAGUCUGUGAUCUACAAAAAAGCAAAUGAAAAGGGUAUGCUUUUCAAAAACCAAAUGGCAGUUCUGAAAGAAAAGUCACAUUUAUUCAGUGGUCCGCAAUGUGGAGAUUUAUUUGGCUGAUCCAGGAAUGAUCCCAAAGGAUCAGCUAGUGAUUGAUUUGGACAUUUUAAGGCAUGUCGUCUUGAUUUACGGAGAGAAGAAAGCACAGUGUAUAAAAUUUAUGAAUUCAAGGAACACUAUCGUCAAAAAUAAAUAUAUUUAAUUUUGAGUUAGUUGUGUUCCUAUUUUAAUGUAGAUUUUUACCCCUCUUGACUACAAAAAUGCUCCGCUAAACAUACCUGCAAUCUGGCUCAAAGUCAAACUCCUUUUUGCAGUACACAGCACGACCAUCAAUCACGAUGAUCUCAUGCGCAACAAUCAGCAUGAUCUGCCAUGAACACUAUGUUCAAGCAUUGUCUGUAUUUGCCAUCAACAUGCUGUGUGUGAUAAUGCCAAAAACAAAGACCUUUGAAAAUUGAAGGUCUUCAAUAAGAAACAUGUGCAGAUAGUCAGCCACUAGAGGUGAGUUUUGGCCAAAUAAUACUAGCUUUCGGAAAUGGCAAUAGUUCAUAUUGUCUGAGAAAAGGAGCAGAGUCUUUGUAUCACAAUCACUUUGUUAAGAUGAAGUGUUUUUGGUGCUUAGAGUGUCCAUUUAAGAAGAGACAGCACUUACAGAAUUCUGAUUAGAAAGAGAUAGUACCGUUAGCUGUCAGUGAAAACUCUAUGUUCUCUACCUUGUAUUAACAUAGAAAGGGUAUAACUAAGAUCCAGGGAUUUUUAUAUCUUAAGGAACUAACAUACACUCCACGAAAAUGUGAACAUGAUGCAACUGAUAUGGUUUCUGUAAACUGCACUGGACUGUUUGUGAAAGUUACAUUGUCUUUAGUGCAGUUACGGAAAGCACUAAUAUGAAUGAAAAAGAAGUGUUAUAUUAUUUAAGAUGCAAUUUCAAGGUAAAUAAUAAGUAUCUUUAGCCCUGGUGAAAUGAAAGGGAGUGAAUUGCAUGGAAACAAGUAGAUAGCAUGUUAAGUUUAAAUUGCUGUAACCAUUUCAGGGAAAUCUAUACAUUCAGUGGCAUCAAUUUCUUUUGCCUUUGCUCACCUUUCUGGUCUUCAUGUCCCAAGGCUGGUCCAAUGGGGUGACUGCCAAAACUUCGACCAUUCAUAUGUGUGAUAUCUGGGAACACCAGAGAACUGAUCGUAGCAAAUAAAACACAAGAACAUCAUUAGACUCGACUGUACUGUAUCAAAUGAGGGCACUAAGACCUUGCAGAGAGAGCUUCUCGAUGCAUUGUCUGCUCUAAAUCAAGAUGGCCAGGGGGGCUGUCAAUCAGCUUAGUAGGCAUUCAAACCAAACUAACAUGGCCCUUCCGCAAGUCAUCUCCCCUUUCUAGGUAGGGUCACCCAUUUUUGGUAUCACCAGUGACUUAGGCUGUCACUGACAUGCCCACCAACGUCCUAAGUUCAUUCUUCACAAUUUUGGGAGGCACGGGGAACUACAUUGACACCUCUAGAGCUCCCAUCCUCUUAGAUCAGGGAUAGGCAACCUUUGGCACUCCAGAUGUUGUAGACUUAAUCUCCCUUGAUGCUUUGUAAGCAUCAUGGCUGUAAAAGCAUUUUGGGAGAUAUAAUCCACAACAUCUGGAGUGUCGAAGGUUGACUACCCUUGUCUUAGAUCAUGUUCACAUUAAACAUCUGUGUUCACCAACAGUAGAAUGAAGUGAAAGGAGAGAAAAGACAGAUAAUUGCUUCAAAAUGUUCAACAACAGAGCCAUUGACUGCUGGUUAAUCUGUUUUCUUAUUGUGACACCAAACCACGGUAACAAAUCAAUUAUGGUAGCAGCCCAAAUUUGUGCGUCUUGAUAUAGUCUUUAUUACUUAUACGUCAGUUUAAUAUCAUCCCUUGGGUUAAUAUGGAGCUAUGAUGUCAGCUUUAUUGUAAGACUUGUGGAAAAUGUCAUCAUUUAAAUUCUGACCAAGUUGCAGAUGGGAGGCAAAGCAUUAGAGGAAAAUCUGCCUAACUACAGUUAAAUCUAACAAAUGGAGAUCUUUGCUUCUACAUGGUAGGAGCUGCCCCCCUGCAAGAAUCUGAAAUUAUUUAUUUAUACCAAGAAGAGGGAACACACUCCCUUCACUACUGCAUAUUUUAUGAGAUUGGGGGCUGCUAUAUCUCGGCUUCGCUUCGUGAAGAUCUUGGUGCUAGCUCCAUAUGUUCACGCUGCCUGCAAAGCAGGACCACAGCAGGGCGAGAAUUAAUGAAACACUCAAUUAACAACUCUCUGUCUGAGGGAUACUGACUAGAUAAGGCAAAAGAACCGUCAGGAUCUGAAAUGAAUGCUGUGAAAAAAAUAGAAUUGGUGCAGAAAAACAUUUUCUUUUCUAUCUAUUACCUGUUUGUUUGUCUAUCUGUUUGUCUACCUAUUUGUAUGUCUAUCUCUCUACCCAUCUAUCACACCACAUAGGUUAUUCUGGUUUGACUUAUUUAUUUAUUGAUUGAUAACUGGGUAAUACCAUAAAUAAUGCAUUUCAAAGAUCUAAAUUUGAUUUCCCUGUGACCUAUAAAAUGGAUAGGUUUUUGGGAAUUGUAAUUAGAAAAGAGCCCUAUGCAUCGCUGUUUACAUUAAAUUAUUUGUAAUGCAAUUUCUAUUUUAUACCCCUAUUGUAAAAUUGUACAGCACUUUGGUAUAUAUUGGUGCUGUUUGAAGAAGGAAUGUUGUUUUCAAGGAUUUAUAAUAACAUUUUUACAUAUACACUAUGAUUAAAAACAUGGAUUCUCAAUAGAGUCUAUUUGUACAUAUACCCUGGAACUACCGGUAAUAAAUUCAAAAUAAAAUAGAAGUGAAUUUCAAAUUUGAACUGGAAAAAAUCUCCUAGUCUUUGUUAAGUUUGGCUACUCUGACCAUCUAUCUAUCUAUCUAUCUAGCUAUCCAUCUAUCUAUCCUGUUUUUAUUUUUGGAAGCUACAUUCCUAUAAUGUCAUUAUGGUUGCUUACACAGCUCAUGAACAUUACUUGGAGUACAUCCUACAUUGUAUAUAAUCAUGCCUCUUACAAAACUAUCCAAUCUAAAAUAAUAAUAAUCUAUUUUAGGAUCUAGGACUGCAUUUAGUUUGUAGCAAUGCCACAGGUUCUUUAUUUCUGGCAAUUUACCUCAUUGCCAUCCUAGCUCACAUAGUUGGCAAGAUUUGUGUAUAGAGGUGGGGAUAUGGCUUCUAGUGCGAAUACUUAAAGGGGCAUUCAUCACUUUGAGACAACUGUCUCAUUCUAAAGCUUUAGUUUUUAAUGAGACAGUAGUCUCAUUCUGUGAGCAAAGAAAGCAGGAAAGUAUGAUAUUUGUUUGUUGUUCAAAUUUUCCAGAUACAGCCAAUCAGUGUCCUAUCCCUAGGUGGGGAUUUGUAAUUUAUAAAAAUCAACUCUAUACAAAUAGAGGAGCACUUCCCCAAAACAGCAUCUCAUGGUGGCAUUUAAAGGAUUUGCUUGUGGUCGCCAGUCUCCUGGAUGUCCUGCUAGCCCCUGGAAUGUAGAGAGGCCUGCUGGUAGAUCUGCUGGUUUGUGAGCUGGUAGGGAUGUUGCAGUAUAAAGUGUGUGUAAAAGUGUUUAUGUGUAAAAGUAUAUGUGUGUCUGUAGAUAGAUAGAUAGAUAGAUAGAUAGAUAGAUAGACUGGUUUUCAAAAAUGUGUGGUCUCUCGGAAAUUUCCAUAUUUUCCCUAAAAAUAUACAUGAGCUGUGCUUUGGGUCAUUGUCCUAUUGGAGAAGGAAAUUGAAUUUAAUUAAGCGCAAUCAACAGUGUAGAGCUUGGCAAUGCAAAACAUAGCAUUCCUUCUUCAGGCCCCUGUUAUCCUAUAUAAAUCUCCCACUUUACCACCACCAAAGCACCCCCAGACUAUCAAGUUGCCUCCAUCAUGCUUGCAGGAGGAGUGCAGAAGUGCUUGCGAGCACUCCAGCAGCAUCUUUUCAUUUGGUCUGUUUCACAAGUGUUCUUCUUUGUAAUCUGAAUACACAUACUGAGAUUCUUCUAUCCAUAACACUUUUUUCCAAUCUUCCUCUGCCCAGUGUCUGUGUUAUUUGGCCCAUCUUAAUCUUCUCUUUUUGUUGGCCAGGCUGAGAUAUGGCUUUUUCUCUGCAAUUCUGCCUAGAAGGCCUGCAUCCCGAAGUCGCCUCUUCACUGUUGGCGUUGAGACUGGUGUUUUGCCGGUACUAUUUUAUGAAGUUUCCAGUUGAGGACUUGUGAGGCAACUAUUUCUCAAACUUGACACUCUAGAGUCAGUUGUUGCUGUUCAGUUAGAGAGUAGUACACAACGUUGUAUGAGAUCUUCAGUUUCUUGGUAAUUUCAUGCAUGGAAUAGCCUUCAUUUCUUAGAACAAGAAUAGACUGACAAGUUUCAUAAAAAGGUUCUUUGUUUCUGGCCAUCUUGACCCUGUAAUGGAACCCACAAUUGCUGAUGCUCCAGAUACUCAUGUAGUCUAAUGAAGGCCAGUUAUAUUGCGCACAGUUUUCAGCUCUACUAACAUAAUUGUUAAAGGGUUUUCUAAUGAUCAAUUUGACUUUUAAAUGAUAAACUUGAAUUAACAAAUACAACAUGCCACUGGAACAUGGGACAGAUGGUUGCUGAUAAUAAGUCUCUGUAUGCCUUCUGUAAAUAUUCCAUUAAAAAUCAGUUGUUUCAAGCUACAAUAGUCAUUUACAACAUUAACAUUAACAAUGUCAUGCUGUAUUUAUCAAUUUGAUGUUAUUUUAAUGGACAAAAAAAUACUUUUCAUUCAAAAACAAGGAAAUGUGUGUGUAUAUGUGUAAAAUUAUGUGCAGGUCUGAUCCUAGGGUCACAGAUGCUUGGGUGCAAAAUUUGUUUUUGGCGCCCCAUGAGAGCAUAAUCAUCUUACUAUCUCCUCCCCAUUUACAAAUGUCAAGAUAUGCAUGUUUCUAUGCAAGAUCAACACUUCAUCGUCACCUCUGCCAGCUUCCUGCCUCCUCUACCCCCGCCCUGUCAUAUAUCAACAGAGUAGGCACCUGCCAUCUAGGUAAGCAGGUGCCUACUCUGCCUUAUUGAAUUCUUGGGGUUCGCCACCUCCUGUACCCCCUGUACCAGGGGUCCUCUCAGUGCCCCCACCUUCAGGUGUCUGAGUGCAGUGCACUUCGUGCACCCGUCCGGGAAUGGCCCUGAUUAUGCGUGUCAAAAAGUACAUAUAUUAUUAUUACUGUUGUUAUAACUGGUGUUUAUAUUGCACCAGCAUGUUCCAUAGCGCUUUACAAUAUUAUCAAAGGGGGAGAUUUAACAAUAAAUGAGACAAUUACAAAAACUUACAGGAACAAUAGGUUGAAGAGGGCGAUGCUCAAACGAGCCUACAGUCUAUAGAAGGUGGGGUGUAAAACACAACAGGACAGGAAGUAGCAAUCAAACAAGGUGGAGUGAAGCAGAGAUGGAGGAGAGAGUAGAGUGGUGCCCUUUAGGAGAGAGCAAGAGACAGGUAUGUGAGGAAGAGGUUACUCUGGGAGGACAUAAACUUUCCUAAAGAGGUGGGUUUUGAGGCACUUUUUAAAUGAUUGAAGACUAGGGGAGAGCUUGAUGGUCAUAGGCAGGCUGUUCCAAAGGAAAGGAGACACCCGCGAGAAGUCCUGCAUGCGUUAGUUGGCUGUACGGGUACGAGCAGCAGAUAGGAGAAAGUCAUGGGCAGCGCGGAGAGACCGAUAAGGGGAUAUAUAUACACAUACACAAACAUGUAUAUAUGUGUGUGUGUGUGCAUACUACAUACACAAACACACACACACACACACACACAAACACAAUCACUUGUUACACUAUUUUCUGUAUGCAGAAACGCAGAGCAUCAAUUUGUCAUUAUUGAUUCCCUGACUUUCAUCAAUCUUUGUUCUUUGUUUGGAUGAGUGAUUUAGGGGUUGAGAGGUGGGGAAGAGGUGGGGAAGGUUGAAGAAACUCCUCUAGCUGAGUUAUGUACCAGAACAAGAAACUGACAAAGUUUAUAGUAAGUUUAUAAUCAUUUUAUACAUACUUUUUUAAACUUUUCUUGCAUUACUUUAGUUUGUAUAGUUGUACAAAAGUGUUUUCUUGCAGGUUUUAAAAAAAUAUUGUCAAAUGAUCCAUGUCCUUUUAAGGUAUGAGUCACCAAGUUUUGCUCUGGGCUCAAGCUCCAGGUGUUUUUUUUGGAAGCUAGCAAGGCCACUUGACUUGUGUAUGUAAAUUAUUAUAUAGUGAAUUGUCCUGUUGCACCAGAACAGAGGUGGUUGCUCAUCUCCUGCAUUUUAUUUGAACCCUCAUGUUGCAACAUAUGUUAUAUUUUUCCAUACGCCUGAAGUUUAGCCAGUAAAGUUUAUAAAUGGUAUUUGUCUUGACAUGUCAUCAGAGAUGUGUUUAAAUGUGAUUUUCUUUAACUGAUGUUGAAAUGGAAGAGUAGAAUGAUCACACGUGUCUCACGGGUGUUUUAAAGAAUUUAUUUAUGUCAGAAGAUAAAAUGGAUAUGGUAAAACUCCUAUGUUGUAAGAUAACAUUUGGAGCAGUGAUAAAUAUUGAAAUAGGUUGUAAAAUAUUCAUCCUCUCAAUAAAAGAAGGUACCUUUAUAUGAAUAGUAUCUCAUUCAAAAAACACAAUAUUAAUGAACUGAAAUAAUAAACUACAUGCAUGGGCAUAGUACGUUUGUACAGCAGGAAAUUAUGAAACUUAAUGUGGCUUCAGCAGACACGUACCUGAAACAUCACUUGGGUAGAGAGAUGAGUGAGGCAUCUAGCAUUUAUGAGGGCAGAAUAAAAACUCCUAUGGGAUACUUUAACCCUGUAUUGACCAAUGAUGGUUUGAGCUAUCAUAGGUCUUUUGAGGAGCACCUGUUUCCUGUGUGAUUGCUAUUCUUUAAUGUAAACAAUGCAUACAUUCCGUUUUAGUAAGGAAAAAAGGAUAUCGGCCUCGAAGAGGAACCAUACUUCUAAAAGAAGUACUUAUGGGAGUUAUGCAGGAAAAAAGGUUUACAUUUAUUAGUACGGCAGAUGUAAUGCAUAUUCCGUCCUUGUCGGUUUCAAUGAAAGAUCAGGCACUGGCUGAGAUAUUUCAUCAUGACAAAAAGGACAUUACAGGAUAAGGAUUACUGUAAAAGUUCUACCUCCUUAAGUUUUACUAUAUAUAUUUCCAAUAUUUAAUAAUACUGGUUUUGUAAAGUAUUAUCAAUAUAAUCCUUUUAAAAUUGUAGUUUAAUAGAAAAUGCUGGAAAUGGAAAAGCAAUGUUUCUUCAAUUAUAUAAUGGAAGGUUUUGCACAAUGACCAGGAGUCAGGUGUGCUAAUUAGCCACUGAUGUAAGGGUUGUUUGGGUACCAGACAACAACAACAGAUCAGUGGAUACAAAACUGAUUAAUGGCAACAUUUUUAAAUGAUUAAAACACACAUGUAAAAAUAAUCUAUCUAUCAUCUAUAUAUUUCUACAUUUUAUUUUUGUUUUACCAACUUUUGUAUUAUAAGAAUAAUCUGAGAGAGGGUGGUCUGGAAUUCCAGAUGAUUAGUCAAUUGAAAUACAUUAUAAUAUACAUAAAUGUAUUAUAAUAAAUUGCAUAUAUUCUUAUUCUAUUUUAGUUUUAGCUGCCAGGUAUCCCUACGGUGUUACUCAUUCAGUGACAUUGAACAGUUUGUUCUGUGUGUUUAAAUGCUGGCACUGCAUCUUAUUAUUUGAUACCUGGCACCCAAUAAGAACGCUUUGUGUAUUAGCAAAUCGUUAAUUUUGCGCAUUUUGCAUUUUUUUUUAUUUGGCAAUACAAAUGAUUGUACAUGGGAAUGUUGUUUGGGAUGGAGUAAUUAUAUUUGGAAUAGUAUCUAUUUUUUGUAUUUAUUAUAUUAUAUCUCACUUUUGGCCUGCAAAGUUAAUAGCUGACAUUUAUUAGUGUUCCUUCCUAAAAUUUGCAAAUUCAUUUGAAAGAUAGUUACGUGGUUGCAAAAUAUUUAUACACAGAUCAGUGAUUAAGGGUCCCUGAUUGAAUCCCACUGACUAUGCAACCAACUUGACAAAUACUGCCAAAAAUAUCCAUCCUGUAGAAAAUGCAGCUAUUUACUAAUGAAAUAUUGGUUGCAAAGUCCCCCUACUGAGUUUGGUUACAGUUGGCUACAUCUUAAAACAAUUACAAGUCUGCUAUCAGCUAUUUAUUAAGUCAUUUAUUAAAUUAAAGCUAGGUUAGUUGUUUAAAGGGAAAAUAAAAAUUCCCAGAAUCUUUUAUAUUAUGUUUACAUAUCUCAAUGUUUAACAUAUAUGUAUUUGUGAGGUGUAAAAACAAUUAAUUACAUGUAAUAAUUCACAUCUGUUUAUCCUGCAACUGGGUGCCUCAAUCUUAGCUCCCUGCCAAUCGUUCUUAUAAACUCUGUCUUGCUCCUGGCAGUCAGCAUAGAGAAAUCAAAUAGAGAGGAGGAAAAAUUUAACAAUAUUGCUAUUUCCCCUUUUUGCUUGCAAUGUUUGCAGGACAUCCCAUACUCCCCCAGCUGGUGGAUAAUACAGUGACAGGGAUCAAGAAAAAAACCUGUAACUCAAUCUGUGACCCUGUGUGUCAGCUUUUAAUAUUGAGGAUUUCAUUGACAGGUGGGGGAAGGACUCUAUUUUAAAGAGCUUUAAUUUAAAAUCUAUAGAUUUGCUAGCAUUUCUACUAGCACAAUGUAUAGACUGAAUUUAAACAGUGUAACAUACCCCUAUUUUACAAACACUAAUAUAAUAUACAUUUAUUAAUAAUACAUACAUGUGCAUAUAUAGUGUGUAUGUUUGUUUAUGUAUAUAUAUAUAUACACACACAAUGAAAAAUCCUUGCACUCAGGCUCAAUUUUUUAGUUUGCUGGCUGCCAGCCCAUAAGGCUUCUGUGACACAAAAAUAGUCAAAAGUUUGGCUGCACUUACGGUCUUUCCAUAAAAGGUAUUUCUUUAUUCCAAAAUCAUAAUCUCCAGAUAGAUCAACGUUUCAGUCCACACAGGGACUUUCGUCAGGUUCAAGAGCCAUUAUGUAUAUAUUUUGUUGAUACACAUAUUCUCACUGACAGAGACACACUCUCAGUGAUACAGACACACAAUAACACACAAUCACUAAAAGACACUCCCUUUUACUCACUCUGGCACACACUGACAUAUACUCACAUACAUACACAUUCUCUUAUACACACUAAUGAAGUCAUUUUAUUUAUAGCUUUUUACUUUUUUGUGAUACCCCCAGCCUCUACUUUUGAAAGAGCUGGAGUGGAUCCUCUCGCUGGCGUUUGGUGAGGCUCCGAUCUUCAUGCUCGUCAGCACUGCUCUCUUGUGCGCCUUUUAGUGAUGCUGGAGUCACUUCAAAUCCUGGCUACUAGCAUCACUGUAGGGCACGCGAGGGAGCUUCCGCUUUGCUUUGGCAAAGUAGGCACCUUCCAUCUGGGUAAGCAGGUACCUACUCUAUCUUAGCGCAUAGCCAUCUGCCUAGUUGAGCGUACUAAGAUGGUCAGCUCUUGGGCUCCCUGUGACAGGUGGAACACAGAGGGCCUGGUUGCAUUUGUGACCUUAAUAACCCCUGUAAUGUUAUAAACCUUUUCUGUAAUGAUAGCUGCAGUGUAGUAACAUUAUACACCUAUCCAGGAAUGAUAUAAGUAGUGUAGUAUUGUUAGAAAUGUAUAAAUCUGUCCAGUAAUGAUAGGUGUAGCUUAGUAGUGAUGUGAAACUUUUAAUGAUAGUGUAAAAACCUGAGCAGUAACUGUAGAGAUUAGUUUAGUUUAUGAAGGGUACAUGGCAACUGAGCUAGAUGCAGCACUAUAAUACAGUCUUUCCACAACUAGCCACAAUUUCCAUAAUUGGUCAAGCCUGGUCUCCUUUUUUAAAACAUAAAACAGUUGAUAUAUAAUGGGUUACAUAAUUUCUCCUCAUUUUCCUAAAUUGGGUACAUUUUAAAGGAUCGCAAAACUGUAUUCCUAAAACUACAGUGUCCCUCUGCCUACAUGGCACUCUUCCCUCGUUACCUAAGGGUUAAAUAUCCCUUUAAACACUUACCUAAUUCCAGAGCCGAGGUCCCUCAGUGCUGGGUUGAGUUCCUCCUCUUCUGAGGCAGCCAACGGGGCAACCUAAUGUGCAUGCGAGGCAAGUGCUUUCGUAUGGGGUUUUGCAAGACUAUGGACGUCCUCAUGCAAAGGACAUCCAGCUUUGUUCCAUGGAGUUAAACAGCAGGAAGCCCCUCUAAUGGCUGUCUGAUAGGCAGCCACUAGAGGCAGUCUUAACUCUGAAAUAUAAACAGUGCACUUUCUCUGAAAUUGUAGUUUUACAUUGCAGGGCUCAGGGACAAGGACUGUGCACCCAGACCACUACAAUGAGAUGAAAUGGUCUGGGUGCCAAUAGUGUCCCUUUAACUACACUUUGACAUAAUUUACCAAGGGUGAUUGAUUACCAGGUAUGUGUUUGCAUUAUUUAUGUCCAACUCUGUGGAAAGUUCUGUUCACAUUACUACUACAGUGUGGAUGUAGCUUCUGGUCUCCUGAGGAAGAUGACCAGCACCUAGUGGCCUCACGUAAGUCGCCAUCCCCUUCCCAAACAUUUUGACUACUACUAAUAGCCAGUGCGCUGUAGUGGUUAUUGUGCGUGUAGUGCUCUUUUAAUAUUGCAUACAUUAAGUUCUAGACAGGCUAAUAUUAAUAAUGCUGGUCUUUUGUAGAGAAUACAAUGUAACCUGCUGGUCUUUUGUAGAGAAUACAAUGUAACCUUCAGUUCAGACAGCUUGCUAGUUGUAACAAGGUGAAUCCUGCUUCACAGAUUUAAUAGAAUGGUCUAUUUGCAGUUGCUGGAGCAGAGACGUGACUGCAGUCCGUGUUCAUCAAUUAAGAUGUGGUUGCCUCAUUUGAAGGAUAUAUUAACCCCAGCUCUCAGAUGUGAAGUGUCUUCCUAUCAAACUGGUCAUAGGCUUAGAGCUGAGGCAGGAAGAUCUCUGCAUAUCAAACGCUGUAUUUUUCACCUGCUCAGCAAAGUAUUUUUUCGUGGGCUGAGCAAAGCUUUUUUAAUUUGUUUGUUGGUGGUUUAAACAAUGUGUACAAUAUAUGCUAUGCCUGCUGUUUCAAUGCGCAGGUUAUGUUUUCAAAUCUACGUUUUCCCAGCUUGAUGUCACAUUGCAAUAAAAAAUGAAUUGCUCAUAGUGACGUAAAACUGUGAACCGGACCAGUCAAUCGUACUAUAGCACUCUCUUAAAAAAUAACACUUUUAUAAUCUAAAUCUACAGAGACAUGAACAUUAUAUCUAAAGAACUUCAGCAAAUUAACCCCUUAAAGUAGUUUAGAUGCCUGGAGCAUUUUCUUUAAGCAUUCCCCUUAUGUUUUAUUUUUUAUACCUGUCUGUGCCUUGCAAGUGAUUUUUUUUCCUCCCAAAAUUUUUUAACCAAGAUUUGUAAAGGUAAGACUCACAGCCCACUGUUAUGCUACUAAGGCGCUGGUCCAUUCCACUGUCCUUUCUCGCCUUGACUUCUGUAAUCUGCUUCUCAGUGGUCUUACGUGCUCCUAGCUUGCGCCGUUACAGUCCAUAAUCAAUGCAGUGGCGAGGCUCAUCUUCCUGUCCGCCCGCACCUCCCACACCUCACCCUUCUGUCAGUCUCUACAUUGGCUUCCUGUAAGAUAUAGGACUCAAUAAAAAUCUGGUUCUUGCUUUCAAAUCUCUACAUAACGCUGCUCCCACCUAUCUAUCCUCCCUGAAACACAAGUAUGUCCCAUUUAGGCCCUUACGCUCUGCCGAAGAUUUACGUCUAUCUUCUGUCCGUACUCCCACCUCUGAUGCUUACCUUCAGGACUUCUCGAGGGCUGCGCCAUUCCUGUGGCACUCACUUCCCUCCUCCGUUGGAUGCACACCCAGUCUCAACUCCUUCAAAAAAAAUCACUAAAAACCCACUUCUUCAUAAAAGCGUAUCAAUUAAACUGUUAAUAGCGCCAGACUGAUUCCUGUCUGGCAACUGUCAUUAGUCUAAUACUAUCCUUACCUUUUUGUGUCACUUUACCCCACUCCCUCUAUCCUGUAAGCUCAUUGAGCAGGACCCUCAACCCCUCUGUUCCUGUGUGUUCAACUUGUCUGGUUACAACUACAUGUUUGUUCGUCCACCCACUGUAAAGCGCUGAGGAAUUUGUUGGCGCUACAUAAAUAAUAACAUAAUAAUAAUAAUGACACCCCUUGUGUCAUUCCUUGAACAUGAUUUGUUAAAUAAUAUUGUAUAUAAUUAUACAAAAUCCUAAACUGUUCAACUAUAAAUGCAUUACUAAAGUAUACUGUAUGCAUUUGGUUUUAUUUUAUUUUGAUUUCCCUAUCUACUCUGUCAUCUUAACUUUGUUAUUUCCUACUGUUUUAUAGCACUUGGCAUUGACAUGAGGGUUAUGCUUUUUCAAAGAAAUUUUUUCUCAUAUUUUACUUGCCCGUGUGCUACUAGACCCAUAUUUAUUGUAUGAUUUAAGUUCUGUCUAGUGAUCUAGUCCUUCUUCUAGCAUAGUCUGAUGCAGAUGCAGAUAAGUGUCCUCAGUAGACACCCAAAUCUGCAAAGCUGUCAAAUCAUGGAAUAAAUGUCUGAAAUGUAGACUCCAUACUAUUCACUGCCCAAAAGACUACCUAGAUCCCCUAAAUACUAAGACUACUUAUUGUUUAUUCUUACACACAAAAAAAAAAUAGACUGGAAAUAUAUAGAUUUGCUUAAUCACUCCAUAGACGUUGAACUGUUCAAUCAUUUCAAGCUGUGGACACACCGUUUAUCCAGGAGAAGUAAUAAUUUUUUUUUCCUGAUUGUGAGUUUUUUUGUUUUUUUUUACAGCUGUAAUGUGGAGCUGUGAAAAUUCACAGCUGUUAAUUAACAAUUUUUUAAACACUAUAAAUGCUGCUGAAAAGUUAUCUAACAGCUUAAAACUAAAUUUAGAAUUCAGUUUUAACAUCAAUGUGACCUGUGGGCAUGGAUAUCUCUGUUUUUAGUGGAACCAUAGCGCAGGAAGAAUCUCUUGUCACUCUGUUCAUGUUUUAUAAAUGGAUUGCAUUUUUAUUAUUAUAUAACAUUUCAAAAAGGGGCUCUAGACCUGGAGGGAAUCCAUUUUUAAUUCAUGCUGAAUUGCUGGUGACACAGUAAGCAUCAUUGGUGGCAUGAAUACAAAUGAAGAUGGCAUUCUACCAUUCAAAGUAGCUCGUACAUAACUGAAAUACUAUGCAUUCUUACCUGCUUUUAUUGAAACCUGUGUUUUCACUAUUCUUUUUUUCUAUUGAUAAUGGGGCAGAAGUCCACUUUUAGGAAUGUCCUUUCAAACUGAGACUUGGCAAGCAUCCAAACAACAGACAAUAACAUACAAUAGGCAUGUGCAUGGGAAACAUUUUCGGUUCGGUUCGGCAUUCCGAAAUUCAGGACUUUGGCAAUUUGGCACUUCGGCAAUUUGGCACUUCAACACUUCGGCACUACGGCAAUUCGGCACUUCAGGACUUCGGGACUUCGGAAUUUCAGGACUUAUCUUGCAGCCGCUUGGUAGAUAACUCCCUAAUUCCCACGGUAUUAGGGAGUUAUCUACCAAAAGGCUGAAAGACCUAGAUUGGUCUUUCAGCCAAAUUUACUAAUACUAAGUAAAAAUGACUUAGUAUUAGUAAAUUGUGCUAAUACUCCCCAGCAAAUAGAAUUUUCCCCAAACAUGAGCCUAGACUUCAUGAAGGGUGUAACAGGAAUGAAGUUUAUUGAUAACACACUGGCUUUUAUGAGAAAUCCUCCUGCAAGAGGACCUCCCACAGUAAACAAAGACAAUAACCAAUCAACAUACAGCUUUACAGUAACCCCCACCCUCUCUCUGCUUGGGAGAUAUUGAGAUAAGUUAAGGAAUAACCCAAUUAUCUCCAGGCAGAGGGCACACAAUUUCCCCAAAAGUUAGAACACCCCUUUCCACACAAGGUAUCCCCACAUAUCCCCUGAUAGCCCCGAUCUGGGGGAACAACAUAUCCAAAUUUCACCCAGAUCGGUUCAGGGGUUUUUAAAAAGUCACAAGUUACCGACCACACACGAGUCUCCUGCCCAAAACAGUUCCACGAAUUCAGCAUGUGCGGUCGGUCAAUUCAGAAAAAGGCAUAAAAUGAAUAAAAGUCCCGAAUGGAUCCUCCUGGCUUAUAGGAGCGAUUGCUCCCCUUGUCCGUAUGAACAAAACUACCGAACCAAUAGAUUCAACAUGCACAAAAUACUGCAGAAAAAGCCAGAACAUAGGAGAAAAUACUGAACUAAGUCUAUUUUCUUCACAAUACUCCCCCUUAGUUCCAUGGGUCGGCAUACCCGCCUAGACCCUGCCGGGUUGGCUAGGGGAUGUCCGGGUAACAUAAUUAUACAUCCAAGACGGUUUGGUGGGAAAGCCCAUCCACAUUGCCGUUCUGCUUGCCCGGGCAGUAUUGCAGUGUAAAAUUGUAGGGCUGCAACGCUAGGCUCCAGCGCAGCAACCAGGCAUUGUCUCUAGAGUCUCAGUUGAGCCAAAUGAGGGGGUUGUGGUCAGUGAGUAGGGUAAAGGCACGGCCAUAAAGGUACGGUUGGAGUUUCUUUAGGGCCCAUGCUAGAGCUAGGCACUCUUUUUCCACAGCGGCAUAGCUGACCUCCCGUGGUAAUAACUUAUGGCUGAUAUAGGCCAACGGGUGCUCCAUGCCAUCUUCCCCCACUUGGCUCAGCACAGCUCCCAGCCCAAACAUGGAGGCAUCUGUAUGAAUGAGAAAUGUUUUAUUAGGGUCUGGGGCUGUCAAUACUGAAGCUUCGCUCAAAGCAGUUUUAAGGCUCUGGAACGCCGUUGCACACUCUGGGGACCAUGCUACCUGCUUGGGUAGGGACUUUUUGGUCAGGUUGGUGAGGGGUUUUGCUAGGGUGCUAUACUCAGGGACGAACUUUCUAUAAUACCCUGCUGUGCCUAGGAAGGCCAAUACCUGCGUCUUGGUGUAGGGCUGGGGCCAUUUGGCUAUGGCCUCUACUUUGGCUGGUUCGGGGCGCUGUUUCCCAGACCCUACUCUAUGCCCCAGGUAUUGAACCUCUGCCAUACCCACAUGGCAUUUCUCGGGUUUUAGGGUGAGGCCGGCUUCUUGUAACCUCCCAAAUACCGUAGCCAAGUGUGUCAGGUGAGCCUCCCAUGUGCCGAUAUAGAUAGCAAUAUCAUCUAGGUAGGCACAUGCGAAGUCCUGCAUUCCAUCCAGAAGUCGGUCCGCCAUCCGUUGAAAUGUAGCCGGGCAUUCUUCAUCCCAAAAGGCAUAACCCGAAAUUGGUAUAGCCCGAAUGGGAUGACGAAUGCCGACUUAGGGAUGAAGGCCGAGUCUAGCGGGAUUUGCCAAUAUCCUUUGCACAGGUCCAGGGUAGUUAGGAAGUGCCCACUGGCCAUGCGAUAGAGCAAUUCGUCAUUCCGUGGCAUGGGGUAUGCGUCCGUGAUAGUCCGGUUGUUCAAUUUCCGGUAAUCAAUACAAAAGCGAGUCGUACCGUCUCGCCCUGGAACUAAAACCACCGGGGACACCCAGGGACUUUGGGAAGCCUUAACAACUCCUAAUUCCAACAUUUCUUGGAUUUCUUUCCACAUGCUGGCCCGUACUGCUGCCGGAAUACGGUACGGUUGUUGCCGUAAUGGGGUUUCCCCCUGCGUCUCUACCCAGUGCACUGUGGUGGAGGUGUCCCCAGUUAGGACCGAGAACAGCCCACCGUAUUCCUGGAGCAGUUGUUUUGCGUCUGCCUGCUGUGUGGUGUCUAGUUUCUCCCCUAACCCAACCUGCUCUAAGGUUGGUUAGCUGCCAGUAGGUCAGGCAAGGGGAGUCCUUCACUAUCAUCAGUGGACGGGGCACAGAUAGCGGAAUAUGGUUUCAACAUGUUCACAUGAAAGGCUCGUCUGAUCCUUUCAUCUGAACAUUUGGCUACAAUAUAGGUGGUGUCGCUAAUCCGUUCCACCACUUUAACUAGCCCCUGCCAAGCUGCCUGUAGCUUGUCCUUUUUGGAAGGUCUGAGGGCUAAUACUUUUUGCCCCAAUUCCAGGGUCCUAUCUUGUGCCCCCCCGGUCAUACCAUUGUUUCUGUUGUUUCUGGGCCGCCUGCAGGUUCUCCCGAACUGAUUCAGUCAGUGCCUGCAGGCGGUCCCGGAAAUCCAGCACAUAUGGCAAGACUGGGAUCCCUUCCUCUCCUGUGUUGCCCUCCCAGUGCUCCCGUAUGAGGUCCAGGGGUCCCCGGACUUUUCUCCCAUAUAGGAGUUUGAAGGGGGAGAACCCGGUGGACGCCUAGGGUACUUCCCGGUAGGCAAACAGGAGGUGGGGUAGAAAUUUCUCCCAUUGACCGUAUGACUCUGUGAACGCUGUGAGCAUCUGCUUAAGCGUGCAGUUGAAUCGUUCACAGAGGCCGUUGGUCUGGGGAUGGUAGGGGGAGCUAAAUAACGGUUUCACCCCGCAGCUCUGCCACAACUGUUGAGUUACAGUUGCCGUGAACUCCGCUCCUUGAUCUGAAAGUAUUUCCUAGGGAAAUCCUACUCGGGAAAAGAUCCUGACUAGAGCCUCUGCUACCGUCUCCGCCUCAAUCUUGGAGAGCGCCACAGCCUCGGGGUACCUGGUGGGUAGCGCUUUCCGGAGGAGCUGGGUUUGUUGAGCCCUACCAGGUCUACUGCCCCUCUGUAGAAUGGUUCUUCUAUUAUAGGUAGGGAAUGUAACUUGGCAUUAGGGUGGUCCCCCUUUUUCCCUAUCCUUUGACAUGUGUCACAUGUCCUGCAGUACGUCUGCAAAUCUUUUGAUAUCCCUGGCCAGAAGAACGUCUGGGUAAGGCGGUCCUUAGUUUUCUUAAUACCCAGAUGUCCAGAGACCAAUAUUACAAAAGCAAGGUUUCCACAUUGGAAUUAAAAGGAGCCAUCUGAGCAUUAAAUGUAGAGCAACAUGUGGUUACCCCUUCAUUUGCUUUAAAGGAAGAGGCAUUGUACAUAGAUACACAUGUGACACCAUUCACAUACAUGUAAUGCUUCACCCAUCAUAUUUAAUAGGACACAUGGCAGAAAUACAUAUAUACACACAUACAUACAUACAGACACACAUACCUACAGACACAUACACACAUACAUACAGACACAUACAGACAGACACACAUACGCCCCCCCAACAGAUAUACACAUAUGCACAUACAUACAUACAUACAAAUACAUACAGGAACACACACACACAGAGACACACACACACAUACAGACACAUACAUACAGAGACACACAUACAUACAGACACAUACACACACACCCUGACAGACAUACACACAGACACAUACAUACAGACACAUACAUACACACACACAUACAGACACAUACAUACAGAGAUACAGACACACACACAUACAGACAUAUACAUACACACAUACACACAGACACAUACACACACACACAUACAUACAGAAACACAUACACAGAGACACACACACAAAUACACAUACAUACAGAGGCACAGACACACACACACACACAUACAAAAUGUUUCCUGUUUCCUUCCUUUUGCAGGAGGGUGACUUUCCCUGGGUCCAGUGGGGACUCAGCCUGAUGGGAGUCUGACUCCUUCCUUCCUCUGCGCGGCUCUCUGAUAGCUGGGAGGAAGUGACAGGCAGUUCAAGGCUUCAGUUUUUUAGACUGUAGGUCUAGUAUAACAAAAGCCAAAAGGCGGGACUGCACUCAAUCCAUAUUAAAGCCUUGGUGCAACCAAAGCUGGUGUCAUCAAGCUUGAAAAAGACCCUAGGGUCGAAACAUUGCUGCUGGACACUGUAGUUCAAUAAAAUGCUGAUCUAAACCUUGGAGUGCCUGGACAUUUUUCUCCAUUGACUGUAGCUCUAGUCAAAAAUUAAUAAAAACAAAUCCAGCAUCUGUGAGUGUAUCUGAUCUAAAAGAUCCAUUGAGGGGCAGCGGGGCCUGACCGCAGAGCUGAGCAGACUCAAGUCACAGUAGCUCCUGCAUGAUCAACUGAUUUAUACUAAUUAUCUACAGAUAUAUGGCAUAAUCUGGCUUUCCUUGUUCACUAUGUGCCAGAGGACAUCGUGGUGCCCACAGGGAUACCUUUUUCUGUUGUCAUUCCUGCAGAACUGCUCAAUUACCCUCUGCACUCUACAAGCAUGGUCGGUGCGGGGGAGACACGUUUCUGGGCCAUAAUCGCUCCGCCCUCUGGACCGGUGGGUGUCAUCCCAUUCCCAGGAGACUGUCUCCGUGAUCUGCGGCACCAAUGCCAAGGAGCCCUCCCCAUAACCAAAAUGGCAGAGGUGGGGAACCUGCGAUGGUGGCACAGUCAGAGACCACCAUGCCACAGCUGAUCAGCAUUCUUGCAGCCUUCCUGAUGGCAGAAAGGCUCCUCAACACAGCUAAAUUACUACUUACCGUUCAAUGAACAUGUGGGAUUCCCAGCUCCUGCUGUAAUGUGCAGUUGGGACUUGCUACCCAGUCCCUCAUCACUGUUACCCCUGCCGACCUGCAUUGCACUCCUGCUUUACAGCUGACUCCGGUGGAAGAUUGGGUACAGGCAAGGGAUUACACACUAGGAGGGCACUCACCCCUCUCAUCACACAUAAUGCUGGACUCACUCCUGUCAUGCUAAAGGCCUUACAGAUCGUGGGUUGGCUGAGCCUGAGAUGUCUGGGGGACUUUCUCAUGGUCUGGGCUGCAUGAAGUAGAGAUGACUACUGUUAAUCCUGUCAUAUACCUGAUUUAUUCUCACUACACUCUAAGCAGUUGAAGUUACUUGCAGUGCUUUAGCUUUUCUCACUACCAUCUCGCUUGUUAAUUUAGCUCUGCAUUAAGGCUCUCUUGUCUUAAAUUAUUAAAAUUGUGCUGUUUACCAUUUCUACAAAUCCAGUAAUGGAACUGUUAACUCUUAUGCCAACUUAUAUAUUUUUGUACCAUUGUUCUUUCUAAAAACAAGCACAUCAAAAAUUAAGAAUUAUGAAAAGGUCCAUUGUAAAAUAAAAAUAAUAAUUUUCUUCUUUUUAUUCACUGUCUUUGUGCCAACAUCAUUUGCCCAUUCUUUGUGAUGCUGUGCCCACUUUGGUGCCGGUUACUCUGUUUCUCACCACACUGUGCAGCUUUGCUUUGGAUGCGGCAUUCUCUGAUGUGCAAUACAGUAAUGACGGAGUGCACUGUUGCAGUGUCAAAAAUAUUGAGAUCUGUCUUUCUCCAAUCCAGCAACACACCGAUGACGUCAUGCAUCCUUUCAGCGUCAAGAACGACGUGGAACAAUGCAGCUGUUCACCCUUAGAUAGCCCAAGUGAUCCAAGAAAUCUGGUGUCGCACAUCUUUGACAUUCUGUCAUCUUUCUGAUGACAUUAGAUGCUAACCCUAUAUAAACGCACUGUUCAACAGGCCUGUGUGCUAUUGUGGUCUGUUAUAGCCAGAGAGUGUGUUCAGUAUUUUCUGAUUAUUUCGUUUUUGACGUUGGCUUGUUUUGACUUUCCUAAACUCUCUAAUCCUGACCUUGGCUUGCUUACCUGUAUUGUAGCUUAUCUAUACUACCUUGACUUUGGCUUGUUCUUUGUCUCUUCUCUCUCUAUACUACGUUAAACCUGUCAACCUCUAAAGACCGAUUAUACCAUCAUCAGUACUGUCCUUACUUAAAAAAAAAAAAAAACUACCACAAGAGGACAUAGUCUUAAAUUAGAGGGACAAAGGUUUAAAAAUAAUAUCAGGAAGUAUUACUUUACUGAGAGGGUAGUGGAUGCAUGGAAUAGCCUUCCAGCUGAAGUGGUAGAGGUUAACACAGUAAAGGAGUUUAAGCAUGCGUGGGAUAGGCAUAAGGCUAUCCUAACUAUAAGAUAAGGCCAGGGACUAAUGAAAGUAUUUAGAAAAUUGGGCAGACUAGAUGGGCCGAAUGGUUCUUAUCUGCCGUCACAUUCUAUGUUUCUAUGUUUCUAUGUUACUGUCCUUUGAACUGUUCUAUAUCUGCAUGUUGUAAAUUUCUAUUAUCCUGACACUUUUGAGUAUAAUCCUAUUAAAUGAAAGGUGCGGCUACAUGUAUUCAUAUUAUUUAGCAUUUUAAUAAUGUCAUCUGGUUGAGUAAAGACUGACAUCAUCAUUUAUCUUAUCUCUUUUCAUUCGCAGGAUAUUAGAGAAAAGGCAAGCAAAUGGAGAAACCAUUGAGCUCACUGAAGAUGGACGACCUGUUACCAAAGAUCAGAAACGCCAACCUAUGGUUGAUUGCACUUGUUUUGGGCUCCCCCGUCGUUACAUCAUCGCUAUCAUGAGUGGUUUGGGUUUCUGCAUCUCAUUUGGUAUCAGAUGCAACCUUGGUGUGGCCAUUGUCAGCAUGGUGAACAACAACACAGUAUUUAAGGAGGGCAAGGAAGAGGUGGAGGUGAGUGUCACUUUGUUCUAUAGUAACUGUUUCAGACUACAUUUCCCAUAGGUCCUAUACAGGAAAAUGGCUUACUCCACAGGAUCACAGCAUUCACAUAAAUAAAAAAAAAUCUAUAUGUCAUAUAAUGAAACAUAUUACAGGCAAACGUGGCUUGCAUUUUACUGGCCAACUACAACAUACAAAAAAAAACAUCCAAUUUCACCAUUUAUGUUAUUAGGGUGAUUCAGUGGUUAAUGCAGUGUUUUAGUUGAUAUUUGUGUGAAACCACUUAGCUGACGGUGAAGGAGUUAUAUGCAACUGCACCCCUUUCUUUCUUUGCUCUAUCCCAAACCUGAGAACUCAAUUAUAGACAUAGGACCACACUAUUUUUUUUUGUAAUUCUCAAUAUCAUCUGUAUACUAUGAUAUACCAACUGAUUAUUUUUAUUUAAUUUUACGUAUAUUACAAUUCUUGAAUAAAUCACAUACCUACCUUUCCCGCAAUCCUUUCUGAUAACCAUCUUUAUGCCCCUUUGGUCGGAAUGUCAGUUAUCUGACCCCAAACACACUAUAUUGCUAUCAUCCAUUUCUUUUCAAAAUUGUGUAUUCGUUCUGCCUGCAUCAUUUUCUGUUGGGCGAUAAGGGGAUAAAGAUACCAUAUAAUAAUUUGCUGAUGAAAAGGACAGAAUUACCUUCCUUGUUUUCAAUCAUGCACAUAUCUCUAUUAGCCAAAUGGUUUCAGGAUAUGUCAUACGCAACAUAAUACCAUAUGGGAGACAGUGUGUCCAAUUAAAGGCAGGAAAUAGAGGUUUUGUGUUUCUCAGAUAGAUCAUCAGGUAUAUAAAGGGUUACUUUGGUUCCAAGUACAUCAGACACUAAAACAUAAUGGCUCAAUCACAAAUAGAACUCCCACUCUUUUGAUUGCUCCGCCAAUGAGUGACUGAUAUUUCAGUGUCAAUGCCACGAUUACCAGGGGAACCCAAACACGCAGACAGAUCACAGACACACAGAUAUUGUAAUACCGAUCCUUAGAAUGGCCGGGCUAUGCAAAGAGAUAGAGUAGUAAGAGUACAAGCCGAAGUCAGUAACCAGAGAAUGAACCACAAUACAAAUGCGCUAUCGGGCUAUGAAAGACCACAACAGGGCACUGAGGCAAGGGGGAGGUAAACUUAUAUACACACAGGGUAUGUCUGAUUGGCUAACUUCCAAUUAGUGUUAAUAACAAGACGUGGGAGAUGUCUUUUCCCUCUCUUGUGAUCAGUGAGGUCAUCACUAUGUGUCUGGUCACAUGACCGGGUCUGACACAGAUAUAAGGAAGCUCCCUUGGAGCGUGCAGCGUCAGAAACAAUGUCAGGUUGGGGAGUGGCAGCAGGGACAGCCGCAAGCUGUGGACAGGAACCAGAAGACGCCGCUCGAGGUGAUGGGGUAAGCAAGGACGCCGCGAGCGGCGCAGGGGCAGGGGACCUGACAUUCUUUAUUGGCAAAUUCUGGUAUUGGUGAAUUUGGAAAAUGAAGACUCACCCAAUCAUAUGAUUAUAUCAAUCAUAAAAAAGUUGUAGUCAAAGAGUAGCCCUGCUCAUUAUUAUUUACAGCUUCCCGUGCUCAGACGAAAAUAAAGAAAAACACAAAUUCUGCUCAGUGACAUUGUCAUGGUGACAGAGUAGUAUCUUAAUAUGAUCUUAAUUACUUAAUGAAAAAAGUAAUUAUAAGGGUGAAUGUCGACAUGUGUUACACUAAACAGUUGUGAUUUAUUACUAAUCACGAUCCUGUGAAGAACUCUAUGCAGGGAGUUUUUUUAUUGCAUUACUGUUAAUUAUGGGAAUUCAUGGCUGUAGAAUAAAAACACCAGUGGAAUCAUAUGUUUGUUUGUAUUUGCUUUAUUCUAAAGACAACAAAAUUGAUCUUACAGAUGUAGUGCAGUCUUAAUAUAGCGGUGGCUUAGGUCCCUUGUCUCUAACAAUGUGAAACUUUGCAGUUUCUGAACAUUUUGACAGUUCAGCCUUGUCGCCAAUCCAUGUUGUUUUUGUUCAUAAAAAAGAAGAUAAUAAACCCACAUUGAAAUGAUCUCCAGCUUGCCUAAAGAAAUUGGGAAGAAGUCCUUUCUUGGAAUUAAAAGGCUAUUUAAUGAAAUGCCAGCUGCUCUUCAUAGUCCUGUAUAUCUUCGCUGUUACAGAAGGUAUACAGACAGUUGUUUCAUAGGCAUUUGACACUACAUACUUGCUUAUUGUUCUUACUGUGGAGAGCUCUAAUGCUGCAGAAGGUGAAAUUGCUUUUUUCAGAUUUCAAAGGAUUUCUAGGGCUGUCUGGAGAGGUCCGUUAAUGAACAUGUUACUAGACAGAUAUUUGUAUUUUCCUGAUAUAUAUGAAUCUUUCUAUCAUAUUCUCUUGAAGUUUUUUCAAGUAUAAACAAAUGCUACUUUUAUAGCCUUGUUUUUUCUUUAUACUUUUUCUUUAUAUUUAUUUGUUUAUAUUAUAUAAAUAAUACCUUCCCUUUCACUGUGUAUUUAAGGUAGGGUCUUACUAUAGAAUUCUAAAAAGGAAACGUUAUAUUUGUUUUAAUUUAAAGAAUUAUUUUAAAAAAUUUUUUUUUAUAUUUCCAGAAAUAGUCUGCAUCCACAUGUGAAAGUACUUGCAUUUAAUUACUUUAUUACUGGGUGUUAAUAAUCACAGGUUUGAUUUAUGUCCAAGGACAUCAAUGAAUAAAACAAAACAUCCUAUAUACACUAACGCGUUUCACAAAUAAAAGGGUUUCAUGAAAACCCUCCGGUUUGAGUUGUUAAACUGCCUGUCUACUUCAUCAGUAUUUCCAGUGCUAAAUCUUUCCCAUUUUUUAUGUUGUGUUAAAUAACUCUGCAUGCAUGGGUAAAUGAAUGUGUAUCUGAAUGUGUGCCUGUAUGGGUAAAUGAAUGUGUAUCUGACUGUGUGCCUGUAUGGGUAAAUGAAUGUGUAUCUGACUGUGUGCCUGUAUGGGUAAAUGAAUGUGAAUCUGACUGUGUGCCUUUAUGGUAAAUGAAUGUGUAUCUGACUGUGUGCCUGUGUGGAUAGAUGAAUGUGUAUCUGACUGUGUGCCUGUGUGGGUAAAUGAAUGUGUAUCUGACUGUGUGCCUGUGUGGGUAAAUGAAUGUGUAUCUGACUGUGUGCCUGUAUGGGUAAAUGAAUGUGAAUCUGACUGUGUGCCUGUAUGGGUAAAUGAAUGUGUAUCUGACUGUGUGCCUGUAUGGGUAAAUGAAUGUGUAUCUGAAUGUGUGCCUGUAUGGGUAAAUGAAUGUGUAUCUGACUGUGUGCCUGUAUGGGUAAAUGAAUGUGUAUCUGACUGUGUGCCUGUAUGGGUAAAUGAAUGUGAAUCUGACUGUGUGCCUUUAUGGUAAAUGAAUGUGUAUCUGACUGUGUGCCUGUGUGGAUAGAUGAAUGUGUAUCUGACUGUGUGCCUGUGUGGGUAAAUGAAUGUGUAUCUGACUGUGUGCCUGUAUGGGUAAAUGAAUGUGUAUCUGACUGUGUGCCUGUAUGGGUAAAUGAAUGUGAAUCUGACUGUGUGCCUGUAUGGGUAAAUGAAUGUGAAUCUGACUGUGUGCCUGUAUGGGUAAAUUAAUGUGAAUCCGACUGUGUGCCUGUGUGGGUAAAUGAAUGUGAAUCGGACUGAGUGCCUGUAUGGGUAAUUGAAAGUGUAUCUGACUGUGUGCCUGUAUGGGUAAUUGAAUGUGUAUCUGACUGUGUGCCUGUGUGGGUAAAUGAAUGUGUAUCUGACUGUGUGCCUGUAUGGGUAAAUGACUAUAUGACAGUAUGCAUAAAUUAGCAAAUGAGUUUGCACGCAUAUGGGGUUAAUUACAGAGUAUAUGGCAGCGUGCACUUAAAUAGUGCCCUCCUAAAUAGGUCAAAUCCACAUAAUGGUACCCAAUUUAAAAGAGCUAUGCACUAACAAUGAUAUCAUUUAAUAUCCUAAAUAGGACAAUAAGGGAACCACAUUAGUGGAGAUAGGAGGAGACUAUAAAAAUAAUAUCAAUAAUUAUUACUUUACUGAGAGGGCAGUGGAUGCAUGGAAUAGCCUUCCAGCUGAAGUGGUAGAGGUUAACAGAGUGAAGGAGUUUAAGCAUGCGUGGGAUAGGCAUAAGGCUAUCUUAAACUUAAGGUAAGGUCAGGGACUAAUGGAAGUAUAUAGGAAAUUGGGCAGAUUAGAUGGGCCGAAAGAUUCCUAUCUGUCGUCACAUUCUAUGUUUCUGUGUUUCUAAUGGGCACUCACAGAAAACUCAGCCCUUGAAUCCGGAUCCCAAUAAAACGUAAUUUUUAAAAAAAACGUUAUUUAAAUAUUUUGCCCACUCCCCAUGAAGGGCAUGCAUGCUGAAUUUUCUAUGAGUUCCUGUUAAUUUGCUUUGUUUAGAAGAGGUGUAACCAGCAUCGAAGAUGGAGACCCAGUUCAAGCAGAUACAUUAGGGAAUUAAAGGGAUACAUUAGACCUCUAAAGCACUAAGGCUUACAGAAGUACUUUAUGUGUGAAGAAUGUGUCCUCUUUUUUUCAUUUUGUAACAAGUGCAGAUUUCAAUUGAAAUAAUGACUUUUAUAAAUUAACAUUGUUACACUCCACGCCCCCCUCAAUAUCAAGCCAGACAACUGGUCCUGUUGCUUUGUGUUUGCUCAGGUCAGUGGGACUAAACUCUAGUGCCUGGCUGCCCCAUAGGUAGAUCCCAUAGGCAGAACUAAAACUACCAUGAUGCUUUUCAUGCCUUUAGAAUGACAAAGCUUUAUGGGAGUUGUAGUUCUUUAACAUUUGGGGAUCUACCUGUUGGGCAGCCCUGCUCUAGAGGCAGCAAUUGCCCACAGCACCUGCCUUGCAAAGUCAUUUUCAUUGGGGUAAAUCAACUAAAUAGUUAUUUGGGUGUGGAGGAUACAGUGCAGUAAGAAUACAGCUUUGCUAAAGUGUUGUGUAUGAUAACUUAAAGAGAUGCUCCAGUGCCAGGAAAAAAAACAAACAGUUUUCCUGACACUACAGGAUCCUGGAGUGCCCCCCUCCCUCCCACUCCCCUAUCCCAUGUCGCUGAAGGGGUUAAAACCCUUUCAGACACUUACCUGAACCUAGCUCCACCCACGUUCCUCCUCCACCGACGGCAAUGGCCGUGUGCGCAUUACACCUCCUUAAAGGAGAGUAUUAUUCAAUGCUUUCCUAUGGGGAUUCCGGCGAUGCUGGAGGUCCUCAUGCAUAGCGUGAGGACGUCCAGCAUCAUUUAGACGACCAAAAGUCAUCUAAGAAGCCAUAAGUCACUCUAAUGGCUGUCUACCAGAGAGGACUUAACCCUGCAAGGUAAAUAUUGCAGUUUAUAAAAACUGCCAUAAUUACACUUGCAGGGUUAAGGGUGAUGGGAGUUGGCACCCAGACCACUUCAAUGAGCUGAAGUGGUUGUGGUGCCUAGAGUGUCCCUUUAAGAGUGACUGGGGAUCCAUUGAAGUAUGAAGUAAAAAAAAUAGGCAUGUUAUUUAAAAUAUUUAUAAUUGAAACAUCAUAGCGCAAUGCCCCACUAUCAACUAGCUGACAUAGGAAGCAUAAUACUUACACUAUCUUUAUAUGUUUUUACAGCCAGCAAAGUUCACUUGGAAUUCUGAAACAGUUGGCAUGAUACAUGGAUCGUUCUUUUGGGGUUAUAUUGUCACGCAGAUUCCGGGAGGAUACAUCUGUCAAAAAUUUGCAGCGAACAGGUAGGAGAAUUGUAGCGACAUAGCUGGUGCUGUUCUAUGUUUUCAAAUUUCAGUUCAUUGUGCACGUGAUUUUACUUAUAAAAUCUGUCAUUUUAGCAUUUUGUAACAGUGUGCUUACAGAACAUAAAAUAAGAUCUGGGUUUAAAUGUCCCAUUCCUUUCAACCAUUCAGUCAUAUUAAAUUUACAUUAAUUUUCAUCGAUCCAUAUUUAUAACAGUUGAUUUGCUGAUAAGGAUCAAUAAUAUGGUGACAUAUUCUGUUGCCAUCUCAUGAUCAAUAUAAUGUACUGAUUGUUGUUCUUGAUUUUGCCCUAUAUACUUUUAAAGGAACACUGUAGACCAAGCAUGUCAAACUUGCGGCCCGCGGGCCACAUGCCGCCCACAAUGGAUAUAUUUGCAGCCCAUAUGCCCUGGGCCCAUGUAAACUUAAAUCUUGUUUAUUUAGCCCGUGUUAGCCAUUGAGUUUGACAUGCUUGCUGUAGACACUGUCAUGUGUUUCAUCUCAUUUACGUGAUUAUAAUAUCUGGUGCCACUGACACAGUCCUUACAUGCAGUGUUAAACUGUGUUUAAUGUUUUAAUGCUAAGCUAGACUGUCCUACAGCCCAUAGGCCCCUUGCUUCUUGGGCUAAUGAGGAAGCAUUGGCUUAAAAAGCAAUGGGCAAUUGACAGAGUAAAAACCAAAGAAAAAAAAGUUACCUGCGCUCUCUCCUUAAUCCCUAUGUAUAAAUGGAGGUCAUUUAGUUACUCCAAUGGCCAUUGGAGGAAAUGCCCGCUAGCCAGGGGUGUAUUAGCCGCGAGGCAAACAAGGCAUUUGCCUUGGGCGGCAUUUUUCAGGGGGCGGCAAAAAACGCAGCCCCCAAAUGCCCAGGGCAAAUGCCUACUUAGCCUUGCGGCUAACUGACAUCCCGAGCGAGCGGGCGGGCGGCGCUGGCAGGCAGGCGGCUGGCGAGGGAGCACUUCCUAUGACGUCAUCUUCCGGCUCCCAGCCUCACUCUGCAGCCGGCGCGCGAGGGAGCUGAGCACAGAGCUCAUAGGAAGUGCUCCCUCGCCAGCCGCCCGCCCGCCUGCCAGCGCCGCCCGCCCGCCCUGCAGCCACUGGACCACCGGACCACCAGGGAGAGAGACCCCCCCAGCACUCCCAAAGGUAAGGAGGUUGGGGGGGGGAUUUAAAUUAAAAAAAAAGUUAGUGUGUGUGUUUGUGUGUGACUGUGUGUGUGUUUGUGUCUGACUGUGUAUGUGUCUGACUGUGUAUGUGUCUGACUGUGUGUGUCUGACUGUGUAUGUGUCUGACUGUGUAUGUGUCUGACUGUGUGUGUCUGACUGUGUGUGUGUGUGUUUGUGUCUGACUGUGUAUGUGUGUGUGUGUGACUGUGUGUGUGUGUUUGUGUCUGACUGUGUGUGUGUGUGUGACUGUGUGUGUGUGACUGUGUGUGUGUAUGUGUCUGACUGUGUAUGUGUGUGUGUGUCUGGGCUGUGUGUGUGGUUCGUGUCUGACUGUGUGUGUGACUGUGUGUGUUUGUGUCUGACUGUGUAUGUGUGUGGGCUGUGUGUUUGUGUCUGGGCUGUGUGUGUGUGUUUGUGUCUGUGUGUGUGUUUGUGUCUGACUGUGUUUGUGUCUGACUGUGUGUGUGUGUGUGUUUGUGUCUGACUGUGUGUGUGUGUGUGUUUGUGUCUGACUGUGUUUGUGUGGGUGUGUGUGUGUGUGUGUGUCUGACUGUGUAUGUGUGUGUGUGUCUGACUGUGUAUGUGUCUGACUGUGUGUGUGUGUGUUUGUGUGUGUGUGUGUGUUUGUGUCUGUGUGUGUCUGACUGUGUGUGUGUGUUUGUGUGUCUGACUGUGUGUGUGUGUUUGUGUAUGUGUGUGUGUCUCUGACUGUGUAUGUGUGUGUGUCUCUGACUGUGUAUGUGUGUGUGUUUGUGUAUGUGUGUGUGUCUGACUGUGUGUGUGUGUAUUUAGAAGGUGGGGCGGGGGGAAGGGUUGGGUGGGGGUGGCGCGGGGGGAGGGGGGCGCCUGAGUUUUGUCCUGCCUAGGGCAGCACAAAACCAAGAUACACCACUGCCGCUAGCCAUCGUCAAUGCAGACCCCCCUAAGUGGGUCCUACACUUACCCUUCACCUUGCUUCCUUGAGCUUCUGGCAAAGAUAUCUCUAAUGAGACAGAGAUGGGUAUUUUUUAUAUACACACCCCUAUAUACUUAUUUACCCUUAAUAGGGAACACAUGGGAUGGGCGGCAGCAUUGUAACAAAGCUGUGUGAUACAAAAAGUGAAUACAAAUACAAAAAGAUAAGUCCUGCGCUCACUCCCAUCACUCCCGGGCGGCUGCAACGACCACAGUACACAUCAGCCCCAAUAUAUAGUAAAAGCGAAAGGAAAAAAAGUUACCUGUGCUCUCUCCUUAAUCCCUAUGUAUAUUUAGACAAAUGGAGGUCAUUUAGUUACUCCAAUGGCCACUGGAGGUAAUGCCCGCCUGCCAACGUCAAGGCAGACCCCCUGACACAGUCCUUACAUGCAGUGUUAAACUGUGUUUCAUAUUUUAAUGCUAAGUUAGACUGUCCUACAGCCCAUCGGCCUCUUGCUUCUUGGGCUAAUGAGGAAGCAUUGGCCUUAGAAGCAAUGGGCAAUUGACUGAGAGUGUCUGGUGAUCACUGGCAGUCUAUCACAGCCACCAUUGCUGGUAUGAAUCGGUAUGGCUAGAAGGAAGUGUGUAAUCUCUGCAUUAGUCAUACCUUCAGUGGGGGCUGGCCUGUGGGUACCCAGAGAGCCUUAUUCAGUGUUACAUUGGUCAAAAAUGUUUAAACACUGAAUUAAGGGACUGUGCCAGGAGACUCCAAGCACUAUACCCAAUUGCCUGAGAGGAAAUGGCUAUAGUGCUUACAGUAUCCCUUUAAUUAGUUUUUAGGGAGCAGGACCAUGAAAAUUAUACAGCAUCUUAAAUCAGUGUGCCAAUCAGUGUACCAAGAAGACCCACAUGUGAUUGGCCAAGCUAAGCUGAAAAUUCAGGCUUGUCUUGUUUUCUAGAACAUAUUUGUUCUUACUCAUUAGUCAGCGUAUGGUUUUCUGGGAAUGCUAAUGGUAUAUUAUUCAUAAAGAUAUUUUCUAAAAGCACAAACAUUUUGGUGAAAUUAGACACAAUUAGAAAGCUUAACUAUAGAUAAGAUUUACCAAAUGUAUUAUUGCACAAACUGAACUAAAUUAAUGAGUCUCCAAAUUUAUCUAAAUAUAUAUUUACUUAAACAUUUUACUCGAUCCUGAUGCAUAGGGACAUGAAAAUAUGUUUUAUCAUAGUGUUUGCUGCAGACAUACUGUAAAUCUAACACCAAUCUGGAAGCAUUUAAGCAGAAACGAGUGACCUGAUUUCAUAUGAACAGGUGUUCACAAACAAAAUAAAAAUCUGGUAAUUGAAAGGUCAGAUGAUGCAAAUGCCAGAUAAUAAGUACACAAACCAUAGUUUAUUUCUGCUAUAAACUGCAAAUGGAACCAUAUAUGUAAUUUUUUUUUUGUUCCAAAUUUGCAACCUAGCAAUCUGUAGUCCUAAAAAGUCCCAAAACUAAUUGCCAGCCUUCAGUUGAGGAAACACGGCAUCUUGCGUUUUAGGACAGGUAACUAGUCAUAAAUAAGACUACAACUUUGAAAAUGACAUCACUUUUCUAAUUUUAGACAUAUACAGUAUUGGAUAAAGUAAUCCUCCUUGCAAUUUGUUUGUGCAGGAAAUAUUAAUAUAUAUUAUUUUCUGUCUGUCCUAUGUUAUUUUUUUUAUUUUUUUUUCAACUCUUAGACACUAAAGUUUUACUUCUGAAAUUCCUUGCUAUCCAUGAGAAAUCACAUCACCUGUUCUGUUUUAUUUCACCAAAUGUUCACAUACACAUUUCUAGCAUUGGUUCAAAGCAUAAUGGAGCCCUUAUUUUUUGUAUGUGCUGUCGUUGAUUUCAAAUAAUUUAAUAUUUUUGGAUACACUUGUAAAAUAUAUUUUCAAACUAUUGAAAUAUCAAAAAAGCAUCAUAUAUAUUAAAAAAUACCAUAUUUACUGGAAUCUUCUGCGCCACUGUAUCUAAUUCGCACCUCAAUUUUUGAAACAUGAAAGCUGAAAAUUCUUUUCACUGGCAAAUGUAAUGCACAUUUGUAGAACUACUAUGCAACAUUGUACAUUAUAAUUUUUUUAUGAUAUUUUAUCCAAAAAGAAAAAAAUUAAAUCAAGAUCAUGUUAUUUAAAUUAUAUCUGUUGCUAGGCAGCACUGGUCAUGGUCAUGCAAUACAAAUCAUAAUGAUGAAGAUACUAUGCAUUGCAGAAUGGAUCUACCAUGAACACAAACUGAUCUCAUUUUCAUGGAGACACAGUCUUAUAGAACAUCUCUACAGCGCACAUGUGCUUAAACCAAAGGAUGCUCACCUACUUAACCCCUUAAGGACCAAACUUCUGGAAUAAAAGGGAAUCAUGACAUGUCACACAUGUCAUGUGUCCUUAGGGGGUUAAAAACAAGAAAAAAGAGUUUAUGAAAAAAAAGAUGGAAAAUACAGGUGGUAGAUGAUUAUUAUUAUUAUUACAAUAUUUAUAGAGCGCAGUCAAAUUCCGCAGCGCUUUACAAUAGAUAGAGUUGCUGGCUUAUCAACAAGCCUGGGGCUGGAGGGGUACCCGACUUUGGUACCAUUGUACAACUCAUAUGUAAGGACUGUACGCUCCCAUAAGACAUCUGCCUGGUCAGGGCACAGGCCAACUGUCACUAAAGUUUUCUUCUCUGUGCUAGUCUGCUCUAUGCAAAGCCACUGUAGAGUCAUAGACUUUAAACUUUAUUGCGCUCCAUUCCAUUUCUUUCAUUAUUUACAUUUAGUAGGUAGUAUGAGGAGGCAACUGACGUAGACUGUUAAAAAUAUUUGAAGAACUUUAUUACGGCUUCAAUAAAUUACAUGUGUUGAUUUUGUCUUACUUAUGUACAAUUAGUAUGUGUAUCUUGUUUUUGUCAAGAUCAAGAUAUGUUUUCUAAACAGAAAGAUCGCAAGUACAGAUAACAGCUGAUACUGAGGUGAUUAGUCCACCUAAACAAUCUAAUAAUGAGGGUUUAGAGGUUCUGAAUAUAUCUCCUGGAACAAUUUACCGGAAAGUUGACAAUCCUAUGGGGCCCCUAUGCUCUUGGGGCCACAGGGCAACUCACCAGCAUGCCCAUGCGUUAAGAUGGCUCUGUAUUAGAUAGAUAGAUAGAUAGAUAGAUAAAUAAAUUAGAUAGAUGGAUAUAUAGAUUAGAUAGAUAGAUAGAUAGAUAGAUAGAUAGAUAGAUAGAUAGAUAGAUAGAUAGAUAGAUAGGUAUAUAGAGAGAGACAGACAGACAGAUGAUAGAUAGAUAGAUAGAUAGAUAGAUAGAUAGAUAGAUAGAAAGAAAGAAAAAUAUGCUAUUAUCACGAAAACAGUAAUUAUAAUGUGCACAUAAACCUGAUGCCAGUUCACCAGUUGUCCUUCGUUGCACCACUCUUGGUAGGUACGAACCACUGCAUACCAGGAAAACCCCACAAGACUUGCAGUUUUGGAAAUGCCAUUGGCUAGACACCACUAUUUGGUCCUUAUCAAAGUCACGAAUGAUCUUUUCACUUGCCCAUUUUUCCUGAUUCCAACAUAUGAAAUUCAAGAACAGACUGUUCACCUGUUGCCUAAUAUAUCCCACCCCUUGACAGGUGCCAUUGUAACAAUAUAAUCAAUGUUAUUCACUUCACCUGUCAGUGGUUUUAAUGUUGUGGCCGAUCACUGUAUAGGUUUACAUAUGCUCAAUUUAAACUAAUUCACAGGUAAUAAAUCAAAAUGGAUCCGCUGAAAUGUUUACAACAGACAUACAAAUAAAUAAAUAAAUAAGCUGAACCGGAAACAUACCCGACUUAAAGAACUUUUUUGGUUCCACUAUUUUAACCUUACAUUAAAUUUUACUUAAAUUCUCACUUUUGGAAAUAACUCUGCAAAGUCAUUUACAGAUAAAACAAUAUGAAUCGUGUUCACUAUUCACAUAGGUGUACUUGUUAAACACCCAGUAUGGGUACAUGUUAAAAACACAGACAAUGUUUUGUUAUUGAGUUUAUACAUAUAUUUUUAUUUUGUAUUUAAUUUUCAUUUUUAUUUGUGAAAAAUAUAUAUAAUAGAUACUGCGCAUAGAGUUAUAGAUAUUAUCGGAACUAAUCCUUACUACUUUCAUUUAUGAUGGUACCUUCGGGGUUGGCUAGAAUAUGCUUUGUUACUCUAUAGCUUCAUUGUAGACAAGCAGUGAUUUGAUUUUGCUUGAAAAAAGGUCAUGCUUUGAUGGAAGCCAAGGGGAGAUGUUUUACAGAUUGUGAGUUCCACAAUCUGUCAAUGUUAUAGAUUCCAAUGAAUAAUUCAAACGGCCUUGAAGAGAAUGCAGGGGUACAUCAUAUUUUCCAUAUUUGUAGUCUGAAUUCCCAUCCUCAUGCUGAUCAAUUAACAUGUACUUUGGUCAUAACAUUUUUUGGGAGCCAGCUUAUAUUUAGAGCCAGUUUCUAUUAGUAUUAUUGAAUUCGAAUUAGAUUUAUAUAUCAGCCAUGACAAAACAGCACCUCUAUGUAGUUAAAAGAAAACGGUCACAUACAACGAUUUUUUUCUAAUAUGUUUACCCAUCCCCUAUAUUUAACAAAUAUGUAUUUGUCAGGUGUGAAAGAUGUAAUUAAAUAUAGAAAUUCACAUCUCUCAAUCCUGCAGCUGGGUGCCUCUAUUUUAACUCCUUGUUAAUCAUUGUUGUAUGCUCUAUCCGUUGCACUUGGCUGUCAGCACAAAAAAAGCAUACCUCCCAAAAAUUGGUUGGGUCAGUGGGGUCCUGAGGAGCAUCACCAGUGGUGGAAAAAAUGGCAGACCCACCUUCUGAUAGGUUUCUUGACCAGCUCCCCAGCCUUGAGGAACAUGCAGGGAGCACUGCUGAGAGUGGUCCUCAUGCCUACUGCUCAGCACAUCAAUCUAAUGAUGCACCCACUCUGUGCUGCCUAGGGACAGUUUCCUGAUGCCCUCAGAUGUGAGAAACCAGAGAACUAAAGUGGGACGGUGGAACAAGACCCUGAAAGUGGACUGUCACAGGACUGCGGGGAGCCCUGAAGAAAGCAUUCUGAGAAGAGGAUAGAUGAAACAAUGUUUGUGUUUCUCCUCUUCAUUUGCAAUGUUUACUCUGAUGUUGACUUGUCAGAACUGGAUCGUGAAAUAAUAUGGCAAGUGAAAGGUCAGCUUAUGUAAUGUCUCUAUUCCUAUCAAUCCUUUCUCCUGUUCGUUCAGAAAACCGGAAAGUGACACAUGAUGGCAGGAUCUGAGUCACUUAUGCAAUGUAGGAGAGUGUGGGCGUCAUCCUGCUGUCGGUGUCUGGUGACUCUCAAAUGUGCCUGACAGAUCCUUCAAAUACACACAAUUUCAGAACCUUCUUCAACUCCCUGACUACAUCUCUCCGGCAUAAUACUUUUUUCCCCCAAGACAGAAAAAUAUCAAUAUUAAAUUUUGAAAAUGUGUCUGAUCUGCUGUUUAAAAGAAGCAAAUAAAUACUCAACUUGUUUUUUUUAAUUUCAGCUUGAUAUUACUCAAGAAUUUCUGCGUAAUGGGGCAUUAAUGAAGCAUGCUCAGAUUUAAAAAAUACAUAUUAAAGUAUGCAAGUUGUAUAUUAACUACUUUAGUUAGAAUGUGGUAGAAAUAUCACACAUUGACAGAUAGACAUCCACAAGUAGGAUAUUUAUAAUACCAGGCAGAUGGCAACCAUACAUUCAUUGCACUGAAAGAAGACACUCUCCAUCUGCCUAAAGUGAUUGUUAGCAAAUUUCAUACUGUCACGAUUACUAAGUGACCCAACACGCAGAGUGUAAAUGAUAAUAGAAGUAAACGUAUAGAGUGGCAGGGCUCUUCGUCUCAAGACAGAGAAUAGUCAGAGCAAGCCAAGUCAGGGAAAGCAGAAACCAGGGAAGUCCAGUACAAUAGAAAGAAAGGAGGAAGUCAGAAUAGUAAUAGAGAUCAAAUAAAAAAAAAAUACACUGAGAAUACGACGCACUAUUGGGAACCAAAAUUAGAACAACAACAGGGCAAUAAUCCAUGCCCUAGGAGAUCUUUUUAUAGUGUUUGCCUUUAAUUGUAUAGCCACGGCCCAAAACGUUGAAUUUGAAAAUUUUGGCAGGUUGUAAGGUCAUCAGCAUUAUGAUGUCAACACGCAUGUGCCGUGUCAUAGAAGGGGUAUAGCUAAAUGAUACUUACUGUGACGCAUGUACAUAGAAUGUUGACCUUGGAAUCUGUUGAGUGUGAAAUGCGUAAGGGUGAUCUCACUCCUACUGUAAUGUCUCAGAUUGUGUGUCUCGGUCAGUUAAUGUGUAAUUUGUUUCUGCUGUCCUUGAAAUAGUGAGUAUUAACAGAUGCACAAGAGUUAACAUCACCAAAAACAUACACCAAGGUAAUCCCAGGCAAUCAAUUACUUUCCAGAUUUCUACAUGUCUGACCAUAAAAAUACAUAGAUUCUCUAACAAUAAAACUACUUUAAUUCAUGUAAUUUGUUACUUCAAGGUGAAAUGACAUCCAAGAGUAUCAACAAGUAGCUAAUUACAUUUUAAAUAGUAAUAUUGUUCACCAAAACAAAGUAUCAGCAAUUCUUCUCUGCCUUCCAAUGUCCAUAUUUCCAUAUGUCAGCAGAGCAUUCUUUAUAUAUGGUGGAUAGAGAAACGGUCUCCCUUCUCUUAGGUCUCUAACACUGAAAACUAUAAAUAUGUCAUCAAUUACAUAAUGCGGAACGAUUACAAUUAUUCAGCCAUCACGGACACUCCCACAACCAUGCUUGACUGUAGGCAAGACACACUUGUCUUUGUACUCCUCACUCUUGACACCAUCUGAACCAAAUACGUUUAUCUUGGUCUCAUCGGACCAUAGGACAUGGUUCCAUUAAUCCAUGUCCUUAGUCUGCUUGUCUUCAGCAAACUGUUUGCGGGCUUUCUUUUGCAUCAUCUGUAGAAGAGGCUUCCUUCUGGGGCGACAGCCGUGCAAACCAAUUUGAUGCAGUGUGCGGCGUAUGGUCUGAGCACUGACAGGCUGACCCCCAACCCCUUCAACCUCUGAGUUAUUUUGAGUGGGCAGCACUCCUUUACAUUGUAGCAGAGUGUCAAUUCUUCAGUGUUGUCACAUGAAAACAUAUAAUAAAAUAUUUACAAAAAUGUAAGGGGAGUACUCACUUUUGAGAUAUUGUAUAUUGCUCCAAUUUUUUAAAACUUAUUUCUCUUCUUACUUUUACAUGGGUUGAUUUACAAAUUUUUAAAUGUUUACUUUGGUUUGGCACAUAAGGUAACUAUCUGAAUUGUGUGUGUAUGUGUGUGUAUGUGUGUGUGUGUAUGUGUGUGUAUGUGAGUCUCACUUUUUAAAUCUCUCUUCCUGGAGCACUGUAUAUGGGAUAAUAUGGCAAAAGACAAGAUGGACAUGUGACAGCAUGUAGGAAAAAUAUGACUAUAGGGAAAUAUGGUGGUGGGAGGCUGACACUUUGAUUGACACUUUGGGCCCAAUUUGGACAUUUCCAAGGGUGUACUCACUUUUGUUGCCAACGGUUUAGAUAUUAAUGGCUGUGUGUUGAGUUAUUUUGAGGGGACAGCAAAUUUACACUGUAAUUCAGGCUGUACACUUACUACUUUAUAUUGUAGCAUAGUGUCUUUUAUUCAGUGUUGUCACAUGAAAAGAUAUAAUAAAAUAUUUACAAACAUGUGAGGGGUGUACUCACUUUUGUGAGAUACUGCAAGCAUGAAAGUAUGUCUAUGUGCAUGCAUUGCUUGUUUUAUUUAUACAUGCACUCCUUCCGUUAUGGUGAAAAGGUUCCUGAUUUUGUGAAAAAAAAUAUCAGGGUUUCCAUAUCUUUUUGCUAAUUUUACUGUUUCAUAAAGAAAUGAAACAAGCCAUCAUACAUUAUCUAGAAACUACAUUAUUUACCUCCAGCAUGGCCUGUGAAGGAGCAUUGGAGAGUAAUUUUUGCCUGAUGCCCCAUACUAAGAUCACCAUGCACUGGAGUUUUUGAGGCUACAGAGCCUGCACUAUGAUGCCCUAUAGCCUCUAUUGUUACACUUAUGUCUUCUGCAAGUAUCUAUCAGUCACAGAUUCUGUUAUGCUGUGAAGAGUUUCUGACGUUAGAAUUGAUGGUUCGUGUGCAUAAAAUAAUGAAGAAUACUGUGUCAAAGUAGACAUGUCUUGAGGGUGCUUGCUGGAAAAUACAGCAGCAGAGCUCCAUCUAUUUCAAAUGAAUGCUUUAUGUUGAGAUAUUAAUAGCAGAUUGAUUGGUGGUGAGUCAUUAGAUUAAAACCCAUCAGUAGAAACACGUGUCACAAGACUAUCCUAUUCCUGAACACCUCUAGCAGCAGAAUGUUCCUCACACAUUCCCUAAUCAAAAAAGACUGAGCAGAACACUUCUCACACUCUCUAAUUUAUUGUUUUUCACAGCGCUCGAGAGAAAGUGUUAGAAAAGGAGUGAAGGAGGUGAAAAUCAGCACAUAUAUUUUUAAUUUUGAGAUAUCAGCAACAUCUCAACCCUUUACUCACCAUGACACUAACCUAUAAAAAGAAAAAAAAUUUUUUUUGCCAAUCAGUCGAAAGUUGUUUUUUUAUAGAUAUUUGUUUCGCUUUUUUUUUAAUGGUAAAUUUAUAUUUCACAAUUUCACGAUUUCCUGAUUAUGUUCACUUUGGCCUUUCUUUGCAAAAUAUGUUUUUCUGAUCUCUUAUUAAAUCCAGUGUUAGUGAUUUCUAAUUGACAAAAUAUGAAUCUCACUCUUAUUGAGGAAUAGGUCACACACCACUCACAAGCUACUGUGUAAAAGUAGAAUGCAUCUAAGACUGUCAGUCUACAGUAAAUGGCAAGGCUUAAAUAGCUUCUAGACACUUAAAGGAAAGACCUCACAAUAAAUUCUGCUGUGUGUGGCAUGAUAGUAAGCACAUCUCGGUAUAUACCAAAAGUAGACUGGAAUGCAAGAUGUUGAAUGCGCGUUUGUGUAUUUAUUUGUGAUGUAAGUACUUAACAGCUAAAAUACAUGAUCACUUAUUCUAUCAUAUUGAAUCACUGUGAAAAGUUAAAAUUAAUAAUUUUAUUUCCUCUGAACACUACACUACUACAAAAAAAUGUUUAUUUCUAAAGCCAUAGUGUCCUAGUCACCGUUUAGGUAAUCCCUGCGUAGACUAAAAAGGUAGUUUACUUGGCUGUUAUCUCAGGCCAUGCUGCUCUCUCUGCAACUGGCCCCGUAUCCAAUAGGAAAGCAUUGAGAGACUAGUACACAUACGUGGCAAUACGCCAUACUGCACCAAUCAGAUCAUAGCCAUGAGACCAUCUGUUUUAAAUAGCGAAGUUUCACAUGACAGAGUUAAAAGGAGAAAGACAUGACACCCAAGCCACUUCAUUGAGAUGCAUCACGAUCUCACAUGGAUUAUAAAUGUAGAUGAGCACAAACUGACUCAGCUUAGACUUGUUUUGUAGGAUUAUUCCUUAUUUAGUCCAGAGGAGCACCUAUUUUUGCCUUGAUAAUUGAAACUUUUUUUUGGCAAUAGCUAAGUAUUAUUUCUAUUUUUAAUAAGUAAUUUUCCUUUUAGAAGGUUUUAGAAGGUUCAUCUGAGGAAUGUCCCGAUCUGGAACUGAAAUGUUGUCCUGUUUCUUCUUUUGUAUUUGGAAACUUCUAAUUUGACGGAAUAAAGUUGAUUGAUACAGCAAGUUGUGAUUGCUGAACCCUCUUUUAUAUUGUUAUAUUAUAUGGCCUCAUUCUGACACCCUGCGAAUGUUUUGUUUUGAAGAUUAUUUGGGCAAAUUUACAAGGAUUUUCAAUUGACUCUCUCUUUCUCUCUCUCUCUAUAUAUAGUCUUUUAAUAUAUUAAAAGAGGACAUUAAUGUGAUUUAAUAAUGUAUAAAUAAUUGUAUAUAUUUAAGGUACUACAUUCUACAGUAGUAGCAAUGCCUACUUCCAUCGUUUUUGUUCUAAAAGCAAAGAAAUAUAUAAACACAAUUCUAUUGAAGAAACAGACCAAUUCUUGUAUUUGUUGCUGUAUUGGCUUGAAGGCAUGAGUUAAUGAGACCCAACUGGGUACUUGUUCGUUGUACUAGUCACAUGUAAUGGCUCAGUCAAAAGAUAAAAAAUUUUAAUUAACCACUUAGAACACGUUCCUGACUCGUACUCCUUUUAGUCAAUUCCAUAGCAGUGCAUUAAUGAGCCAAAUGUAUAAAGAAAAUUCAGUAAAAUCAAUAUUACUAUCUCAGAACAGUUUUCUUCUCCUCUCUCCUUAUCCUUGGCUCGUUGACAAUUCAACAUGAGGUCCACUUCACAGUGGUAUAAAUACACAUUUUUGUUAACUUUGAUACCAGAGAGGCUAUCAAUACAUUUUAGUGCAGCAUGUUGUGAAUGCAAUGGGAGUGAAGAUCUUAACUAGCAUGGAAGGGAUUAACUCAGUUAUUGGAAGCAGUACUUGGGAAACCUUAAAUGAUGUUGAAUUAGGGACACCCCCUGCUCGAUAAAAGGUGAGAAUAAGAAUCAAGUGAGGCAACAAUCAGUUCACAUAUAUCUAAAAAGUACAUCAUAAGAGAGCACACUCAGAGAAUCGAAAGGCCAAUUGUCAUAAGAUUUUCACUUCUUGCUUUUUAAAAGUUUAUUACAACUUAAUGAUUUUUAUAAAAUUAUGUAUAUUGAUUUUAUUACAGAAAAGUUAACUUUUUUAUUUGUCUGAGCAUCCACGUUGGACCAAAUUCUACUGUCGUCUAACUAAAUUCUGCUCAAGCUAACUUGCCUGCGGCUGCUUAUGUUAUUGCUCUGUGUGAACCUGCAGCACCAUUCAAGAUAGGUUAAACAGCAGUUGGUCAGGUAACAGUAGAAUCUGACUGAAAGGGACAUUAUAGUCACUGUAACAUUUAUUUUCAUUGAAUUGGUCAUAGAGCCUGGAAUCACCUGGCACUGUCCUUCCAUUCAGUGUUAAGCUGCAAGAGAGCAGUUUAACACUAAAUAAGGGACCCUGGUCACCCACAGUCCGGCCCCUUCUGGAAGUGUGACUAAGGCAGAAAUUACACACUUCCUUGUAGUCAUACACAUUCAUACUUUCAGUUGAAGCUCUGAUAAGCUAAAAGCAGUCAGCUGACACUCUCAGCCAAUCACAGCUGCCCAUUGCUGCUCCGGCUAAUACUUCCUCAUUAGCUAAAGCAGCACAGAGGGGAUGGGCAGCUGGGAACUCUCGUUAAGCAUUAAAACAUAAAAACAUUAAACAUUGUUUAUUGCUAAAUGAAAUGACAGUACCCGGGAACUCCAGACAAUAUAACCAGUUUAAUAAGAUGAAGUAAACUCAAUACCUUCAGUGUCCCUUCAACAGAACUGCUCAGCUAUAUUAAAAAAAGUGAAAUGUAUUGUAAAAACUCAAUAAACAUACUUCAGAAAAAAAAUCAUUACAUUUAAUAGACUGUAACUUGAAGCAAGCUUUAAAAAAACGAUAAAAAGUGCAAUUUGAUGACAGUCGUUCUUUGAAUUGAAAUUAAACUGGCUUUGAAAUAAACCACCUUUGUAAAAGCAUCCUCAUAUAAAAUACACAGAAAGCCAUUUUGAUUUCAGGACACAGCCAUUUUGUUUUGAUAUAUGAAAACUGUGGAACAUCCUUUAACAAAAGCUCUGUCAUAUCUCUGUGAUACAUUUCAGCUUAAAUAAGUUACUCUGAUCUACAAGCAGUUCUGUACAGGUUAAAAAAAAAGGGGGGGCUGUUUUUGUUUUCUUUUUAAAACAAAAACAAAAAAAAACACUAUAAUGCAGCACCGAUUUUAAUGCACUUCUCAAUUAUUUGAUUUAAAUUGCUGAUCCUGCCACCCCCCAUUCCCCUAAUAUUAAAGUGUUGUUACCCAAACUUGAAAUUAAUUUUGCUGAUGUAAAAAUUAUUAUAUGUUUCUAAAUAUGUUAUUAGCAGUCCUGUUUGUGUUAAUUGAAAGCUGGUGCAGUUAUUGUGUAGUUUGAAACACAGAGCACUGUUUUAUUACCUUUAUUUUCUCAUCAAAGACAAAUCUGUAUCUUUACCUAAGUGACUUAAUACAGCUAAUUACCUUAAUUUUUAUUUCUCUUACAGAGUGUUUGGGUUUGCCAUUGUGGCUACCUCUACAUUGAACAUGCUGAUCCCGUCGGCUGCCAGAGUACACUUUGGCUGUGUAAUUUUUGUCAGGGUCCUGCAAGGAUUAGUAGAGGUGAGAGUCUAUGUAUGCUAUGUUUUUUAAGAAGUUGAAUGCAAAUUUUUUUUAAACUGUAUAAUCACAGCUGUUUUAACAUAUUUACAUACUUUUUAGCUGCCAUGAGAGAGGGGGAUUGAUUCGCCCAGAAAACCAUAAAGGGAGUCAACUUAGAGCUAUCUCAGUUAAAUCCAAUGAGUGACAAGAGCAAAUAAAUGCUGUGGUAUACCCAAUGGGGAGCAGUAUAUGUUCCGAUCUGCCGCAGUGUCAUAAAAUGCCUUCACAUCUCCAUACCGCCCAAGUUUCCCUAUUUAGGAAGGAUAGUCUCUAUUUUGAACCAAAAUCAUGCUUUCUGUCUUUUCUAUCCUAAUGUCCCUUACUUCUAGGUGCUCCAUAUUGCUUGUAUGUCUGAGAAUAAUAGUAUUAGCUCCACAGCAAUAACACUACCAGUAAUUUACAAACAUCAGUGAAUGUGUUUAGAAAUAAGUCUGUGCAAAUACGAUACAUUGUUCUUGUUCUAAAUUACAUUUUAGUUGUAUUAAUUGUUAUUAGUAAGUCACCUAAAACCCUGAGAUCAGUCCUUGCCACUUGUGGUGUAUUACCAAACUAUAUAAAUUAUGUAAGCAUACACAUAUAAACUCUGGUCCGUCUACUUUAACAAACAUUUAUUCAGAGACAAAACAACAACAGCAUACAAAUAAUGACACACAAUCUAACUAACAAUAACAACUAACAUUAGAAGGCAACAACACAAUACUAUAUAGUUAUCACAAACACACAGCCCAGUCCCACAGAGCAACAACCCCUUUAAUCUCUCUCUCUUUCUCUCUCUCUCUCUCUCUCUCUCUCUCUCUCUCUCUAUAUAUAUAUAUAUAUAUAUAUAUUUAUCAUAUAAUAAUCCCCUUCCCCACACAUUUGAUCUCACCCACGGUUAGGCCUUCACAUGAAGUCAUGGCUCACUGCUGCAAGUUCAACAUCACAUCUACCAAUGAAGAAAAGGAGGCAACAGCAAACUGAUUUCCUGCCUGGCAAUAUCUUACCUACACUUACUUGAGAUGAUGUGUUUUACAUCACAUACUGAUUUUCAAUAUAUUAAUGCAUCACUUCCUUUAAGCGAUUGUGGGAGGUUAGAAAAGAUUCUAAGCCCCCCCGCCUAGGCCUAUUUCGUUGUUUAGGGAGAUGUAAGGAAGACAAGUUACCACACCAUUCACACCCCCAAAAUCAAAGUGUCCCUCUUUGUACAUCUUACUAUCAGGUGAAUUAGCCAGAAGGACUAUAAAUAAUGUAAUAUCACUUCCCUCAAUUGCUCACAUCGAUAUAUAAUAAUUGGCAACAUUUUGACCCACUAAGAUUGUUUGUCAAAUGGGUCAAAACAUUGCCAGGAUAACACUCUGCUUGAAUACAUUUAUCUUCUAGCAGCUUCACCUGGUGUUGUGGAUGUGUUUAUUAAUAUUGGCAUUUAAAUAGGGUCAACCUAUUUCAUAGUUCUUUACAAUACAGGACAUAACAUCAAGUAAGACAAACUAUUACAAAUGUUGACCGUAACACAAGGUUAAUGAGGAAUCUGCUUGAACCUAGAGAAGGUGUGGUAUAAAAACACGAGAUGAAGGGCAGAGUGGAUGAUAUCAUCAAAUAGUAAGAAGGGGGGACUAGUCGAAAUGGAAGGUUAGAGUGAGUAAAUUGGAGUCUGGACCCACUUAUUACUUUGUGAGAGCAAGAGAUAGAUUUAAGGAAUGACAGUUUCCCAUUGACACCGAAGGCUAGCCUAAAGAGAUGGGUCUUCUUAAAGGAUUGAAGACUAGGAGAAAGUCUGAUGGACAGAGGCAGAACAAGUUCUAGAAUCAAAGGUAAAAAGUUCAAUACGUAAUAAGUUCAAUAAUAGCUGAACGAGAAGCUAAGCUGACUUUGAGAAUGUAUCCAUUUUGGCUAUUUUUACCUUCCCUUUGCUUAAUUCCAUUGGUAUGAAAAUGUGUCCCAAACUGAUUUUUGGGGGGGUCAUUUGCAUAUGCAUAAAUAAAGAAGAUAGAGCUACAUACCAAACUGUACCAAAAUAAUGUAUCAUUGUACCAGUCAAAAAUGCAUUCCUUUAUUACCGGUAUAUCCGUAUUUCAAAAUGUAAAAAGGCAUAACAAAUUUCUCACAGUUUUCGUCUAUCAAGAGAGACUUAAUCAGACCACAAAAUACUAGAAAAUAUUUACUUAAUUCCAAUCACAAAAUACCAGACACUACAAACUACUAAACUGUGAGUUGUAACUAAUUGCCAACUGAUUGCAAAAUAUGAAUCAAACUACAUGAAUAAAAACAUUACCUGCUAAUGAGCUUGAGAACCGAUAUCCAAAUUAGCAAAAUAUAAGUAAAAAGGUUAAAAAAAUAAAAGGGAAGAAUUGAAAAGGAGAAAAGAAAAAGAGGUGAAAGGGAGGGAAAGAAAAGGAAAAAUAAAGCAAAAAAAGUAUAAAGGGCACUGUUAUAUAAAUGAUAAAUUGUUACCUGUAAAUAUAUACAAGAACAAUUUAAUAGAGAGAAAAAAAUCAGGUAUAUCUGUUUUUUGUAUAUUUUUCCAGCUCUGGUUAGAAAAGUAACAAAUUUCACUUGUUUAGUAAUAAAGUCUAUUUUUUUGUUUAACAUUCACUGAUGCUUAUUCCAAAUAAUUCAUUUAUAAUAUUUGUAUUUCCAUUGUUUAAAGGGAGUUACGUAUCCUGCGUGCCAUGGGAUCUGGAGUAAAUGGGCCCCACCUCUUGAACGCAGCAGGCUUGCCACAACUGCCUUUUGCGGUAAUGUAAUUUUCACAUAAUUUACACAUUUCUGCAGUGACUAUUGCACACAGAACACCAUAUGCCACGGGGGAGAUGUGUGAUGACAUAUAAAAGAUAUCUGACACAUUUGUGUACGUGCGUCAGAAUUUAUUUUGAUGUCCUAGCUGUUAAAGACACAGUAAACUGUUUGACCAAGCAAAUCCCAUAACAUUUAUACAGUAUACUCUGUACACUUUUUAAUACAUUUAAAGAAAAAAAAGAGUACAUCGAAGCAAUAUGUUAAACAUUAGUAAGUUAUAUCAUAUAACCUAUAUUUAAGUUUAUUUUGAAUUUUUAGGAAUAAAUACAUGAAGAUGCACAGCAAAAAUUUUAAUAUAAAGUGAUAUAUCAGAAAACAUUUACUACAUUUCCUCAAUUUUUUUUUUUGCCCAAUACACCCAAAUCAAAAUCAUUUCAAUCCACGCCUGAGCAAAUUGAUUUGCAAAUAAUUGAUUUAUUGAAUUAGACUCCACAGGUAAAUACCAGAUUAAUCAAUUUGUGUGGCUUUGGACUAAAAGGAAUGUGAAUCAGACGAAACCAGCUGAAACAUAUUUUUGCAGAAGUCUAAUAUUUGCAAUAGAAUUUUCUCUUUAUUCAUAUAAUUAAAACUGUAAAAUUAAUUAUGCAUCCUACGUAGCAUAAGGGAAAAAAAGUUGGAUUUUUCUCUCAAGUAGCAAAGAAAAGAAGAAGUAAUCUUAAGUAGUAGUUCUAAAGCGAUUUUUCAAGGAACACCCUUAUUAAAAUAUGUACAAACUACCAGUUCUGUACAAAUGGGAAUAUGAAAGAAAUCUAAAACUUGUUUUGGAGAAGUACUUUGAGAACCACAUGAGGGGUAUGUAGUAACAUAUGUUAUUUACUACCCCUAGGAUAUUUGUAAGCUAAAUUCCAAGUAUGUGUGUGUGUAUACAUACACUAUAUUUAUAAUGGAUGACCUCGUGUCUGUUGUAUAUGUAUGGAUGGAAGACUGUGAUAUAUCCAUCCAUCCAUUUACAAAAGACAAGAGGUCAUCCUGUAAAGGAGAAAGGCAUUUUUGCUUACAGCAGAGAAAAGGGUUCUUUACAGUAAGAACAAUAAGAUGUGGAAUUCACUUCCCAAGAAGAUGUUUUUAUGAAAUUCUGUAGAUAUGUUUAACCCCUUAAGGACCAAACAUCUGGAAUAAAAGGGAAUCAUGACAUGUCACACAUGUCAUGUGUCCUUAAGGGGUUAAAGAAGUCCUGGAUGUUUUUUUGGAAAAAACAGAAUAUUCACGGAUAUAAUUGACAUGUAUGUGAAGAGGUUGUUAAAUUAAUCCAAGGACAAAUUGCUAUUAAGAAGUCCAGAAGAUUUUUAUUUUUAUUUUUGUGGCUAAAUUGGCAGUUCCAAUCAUAUUGGUUUGUUUUUUUUCUUCUUUUUAAUCUAUAGCCUAAAAAUGAUGUGCUAAACUUGAUGGACUUUGAUGGAGUCUUUUUGUCAACCCAGAUUACUAAAUAACAUUACGAUUGUUAUUCUUGAUAAUAAUUUCCUGGAUUACUUCUGUUUUUCUUUAUUAUCUUAUUUUACGUCCUCCCUCUCACUACUUUCCUUUGUGACUUUGGAUUGUCAUAUCUUGCAUAGUGUUACACUAGCAUCAGCCAAACUACGCAUUACUCAUAUUGCUAAAUAUAGCAAAUUACUACUGUGUCUGCACCUGUCUGCAAUCUGAAUAGGCCCUGUAUCCCUAGGGUACUAUUUAAAAUACGGGAUGUAAGCAACGAGUACUUCUGCUGGCUCGGCUUGAUGUAACACUGUGAUGUUAGCCAGGCAGGGCACUAGAUUCAUAUUGAAUUUUUAGGAAAAAUUAUCCAAACAUAAUAUAAAAGGAGAAGAACUUGUGCUUAGAGACUGUUAUCAUUUUUAAAAAAAUUAUUUUGGGCCAAUUUUUACAGUUUCAUGGUUUUUUUUUUUUAAGAUUUUGUUUAAGUCUUUUUUUUUUAAAGAUUUUCCAAAAAUUAUAUCUAGAAAUAAAAAAAUUAAUAAAAAGUCAAACAUUACUAUUAUUAUUAUUAUUUUUUACAUAUUUGAAGACUAUUGACACAAGAAAACAUUUUCCAAUCGAGUUAAAAAAAAAUAAUAAUACAAUUGUGCAACUGCACAUUUGCUUUGCUGAAUGGUGCUAAGGCACUAGGAACAUGAAAGAAGAAUCUCAGUUGCAUUCUGUACAUUGUCCGAGUGGGGCCAACAAUGGAGGCUACCCCUUGUCACCACCACCUACCCACUCUGAUCCUAUAUCCCCUUUUCUUAGAUCCCCAUAACACAUGUGAAUAUAAUUCCAGAAAGGAACUGUGCAUUAAUUAGAAGUGAUAUUUGUUUUUUGUAGGUUCUUAUGCAGGAGCUGUGGUGGCAAUGCCAUUGGCUGGGGUAUUGGUACAGUAUUCCGGGUGGAGCUCUGUGUUCUAUGUUUAUGGUAAGUAACAAUGUGUGACUGGUUCCUUAGGUAUUGACAUUAAAUUUCUUGUUAGUAAUGAGUAAAAGGUGGGAUAUGGAGGAAAUGAUAUAGGGUGAAAGAUGAGGGGACGUGCCAGUAGAAGUAAAUAAAGGAAAAUGAGGGUAAUUUAUAAGGACUGGCAUACUGGUAUGUGAAGCAUGGGGAGGAGGAGGUGUAAGCACAAAAGAGAUUGCAUUGCGAGAAAGUCAAAUUAUUCUCAUUUCUGUCCAUUUUGUGUUACACUUUCAUUCCAAAACUUGAUUUUCAUUUUAGUUUUAUAUUGUUUUUUUGUACUGUGCUAGGCUAUCUCUUGAGCAGUGAUUCCAAAACCGUUCCUCAGACCACACUAAUAGUCCAGGAUUUAGGGCAGAGGUAGACAACCUUUGGCAUUCCAGAUGUUCUGCAUUACAUCUUCCCAGAUUCAUUGCCAGCCUUAUGGCUGUAAGAGCCUUAGGGGAGAUGUGGUCCACAACAUCUGGAGUGCCGAACAUUGCCUACCUCUAAUUAAGGCAAUUACCAAUUCCAUUCUAAUUGGGAUGCUGACAAAACGUAGGCCGUAAGAUGCUCAGGUUGAAACCCAGUGGCUGAGUGGGAGCCACUGGCUAAGACAUCUUCUUAUAUGAAAGCCUGUGUUCCCUACUCUCUAACGCCCUAACACACUCCAAACACACAUACAGAUUCUUUCUUCCAGAAAGACACACAGACCUGUAUUUCAAACACACACAUAGAUCAGUACUUCCAAGACCCAAUCACAGAUCUGCACCGACAGGCACUUAGACCCGUACUGAGAAACACACACAUAGAUCCGUACUGACAUACACACACACACACACACAGAGAUACAGACAAGCAUACUAAAACACAAAUAAUCAGUCAAUUUUAUACACACUGACAGAUGCAUGCACAUACAAACAUAUACACAACCACAGAUAUGCACACAUUCCCAAAUACAGUCACACAAACUCACUGUUACACACAGGCACUCUUAGAAAAUAUCCCUAAUGUAGUACGGUGGAGAGGGACAUGGAGAGAAAUCCAAUAAAUUUAUACUUCAAUUUUACAAACUAAAAAGGCUAAUAAAGUGACAUAUUGUGUUCUAUCUUUAGGGAGCUUUGGUCUAACAUGGUACAUGUUUUGGAUCCUCGUUUCUUACGAAAGCCCUGCACAGCAUCCUACAAUAUCAGAGGAGGAAAAACAAUACAUAGAAGAGAGUAUUGGAGAAAGUACAACCUUCAUGAACCCAUUGGUGGUCAGUAGAAUUAGUUUGUUCUUUUUUUAUUAAUUUUUUUGGUAAAGUGUCAAUAUUAAAAAAAAAAAAAUAAUAAAAAAAUAAAAUAAAUAUGUAGUACCUGGAAAGCAUAUUAAAUACCAUGGGAAAGAACAACAAUAACAAAGUGUAAUAAUAGACUUGUCCAUUUAUAUAUAUUUGAAGUGUACUUUAGGGACAUCAGUGAGAUAAGGGCAAUUGCUAUAUUCAACUCAAGCAUGCAUACUAACUGUUGGUAGAAAGGUUGUUGCACUCACAGUGUACAAAUGUAUUUUUCAAUUUAAGAAGCUAUAAUUAUCUUUUUGUCAUACUGUCAUAUACCGUGUGUGUGUGUGUAUAUAUAUAUAUAUAAAAAGUACAAUCAGUGAUGGUUGUGAACUUGUGCUAGUGUGCUACAGGCUUAGAGGCAUGGUUUAAUUUAGGCAAAUUACUAAUCAUUUAUAUUUUUUAUACUGAAUAAUGAAAAUGUGAAAAUAAUCUCAGCAGGGAUUCAGAUCACUGUGGUUUUACAUCAAUAUGCACGAAGAGGUGCUAAAAAUGGUGUUAGAAAAGGCUGCUACCUCAAGAUUUUCUGCAAAAUAUCCAACAGAAUUCUUCAUUUAUCUUUCUCCUUAUUUUAGCUUUUUUUCUGUCUUGUUGAUUCUUUUUUAUUUUUGCUUCAUGAUUUAAUUUACCUUUAAAAGGUGGUCGUACUGACAACUCUUGCAUAUUUCUACUUUAUAAAUACUAAACCAUAAUCACUUCCCAUAUUAUCUACACAGAAUGAUAUAUUUAUUCUGCUGCAUUUUAUAUAUAUAUAUAUAUAUAUAUAUAUAUAUAUAUAUAUAUAUAUAUAAAAACAAAUUUCAGGCAGGAUUGCCGUAUAAGAUCAUGAACAUUGUUAUGUUAACAAUUUCUGUCAUAUUAAAAUUCAUAUAGCUUUGUAUUGCAUUGAUUUGUGUCUGCUAUAUCUUAAGCAUGUGCACAGUCCGCAUACUGUUCUUAGUAGACAGGGUCGGACUGGCCAACCAGGAUACUGGGAAAUUUCCCGGUGGGCCGCGGCAUCUGGGGCUGGGGCCUAGAGGUGCUGCUGUAAAGACAAAGAUAUAUACAGAAUACAGAUUAAUGGAACAGUGCACACACGCAAAACAAAAUACAGUUUUAAAUCUUACAAGUCUGCUUAUUGCCCAAAUACAAAUAAAAAUCACUGUUUAAUAGAUACACUCCAAAUGAAAACAUGCAUGCAUUUAAAUAUAAAAAUUCUUUUAAAAUUAGGGCAUAUCUAAAAAAAAUCUUAAACCUAUAGUUCUCAUGUCAUCUUUUGCAAGCCCUCCCCUUGUAGCCAUGCCCCAACUUUCCAAUUACAGACUUCCCAGUGCACAUCAAUGAGAAGUCUUUGCAAGGCAGGUGCUCUGGGCAAUUGCUGCCUCUUGGGUUUAACUCCACUGAGCUAACUUAACCAGGAAGUAACAUUUCUUGUCUGAUUGAAAGCGAGGGAGUGUAACAAGGUUAAUUUAUAAAAGUGACAGUUUCUAUUAAAAUCUACACUUUUUGUAAAAUGACAAAAAGAGGACACACUCUUCACACAAAAAGUACUUCAGCAAGAUAACGUGCUAUAGGGGUCCCAAGUGUUCCUUUACAUUUAAAUUCACCUACCUUAGCAAACAAAUAUGACUUUUGGCUACACCAAGCACGUCAAACUCAAAGUGUGGCACGGACCACAUAAACAAGGUUUAAGUUUAUGUGGGCCACACACACACACUGACAGACACACACACACAUAUUCACAGACACACACUAACAGACAGACACACACUUCACACACACAUACUCACAGACAGAUACAUACAGGCACACUGACAGACACACAUAUACAGACACACACACAUACUCACAGACAGACACACACACACACACACUCACUGACAGACACACAUACUUGCUGACAGACACACACACAGACACACUCACUGACUGACAGACAGACACACACACUUACACACACAUACUUUACUUCUCCUUACCUUAUGGAGUCGAUGAGGGGCAUCUCCCUGGGGUCCUUCCUGCUCCUCACUGCUCCCUCACUCGAUUUAGUGAUGCUGGGUGCCAGAAUAUGACGUCAUAUUCCGGCACCCGGCUUCACUUCAGUUGGUGCAUGCGAGGGAGCAGUGAGGAGCAGAACACUGAGCUCCCUCACUGGCCCUCCCCCCCAGCCGGAUAAGUGUUAGCAGAGUAGGUACCUGCACCUGCAAUGUGGGGAAAGCAGGUGCCUACUCUGCUAUAACACCAGCACAUACUCUCGGCUCGCCGGGCCGCAAAGAUGGUCCUUGUGGGCCGUGAGUUUGACAUGCUUGGGCUACACCAUGUGUGACUGGUAUAACCAAAUCCCUGUAUUUGUUUGCUUAGAUAGGCAAUUUUAUUUGUUAGGAUGGGACCUACUCAUAUUGGGAUACUUAGAAGAAGUGGUGGGCCAUACUAUGUAACUAUAUAAAAUAUAAUAUAACAAUAUAUAGAUUUCAAAAACUUUUUUGUAUGUGUGCUGUACCCUUGAUCUGUUUUAUGCAUAUAUUUUGGCCUUUCAAGCAGCAACAAAACUUAGAUAUGUGUUUUCUUGGUGUUACCCCAAUUCCGUUUUUAUUCUAAGUGAAAUAUCCAGGAAAAUGUAAUGCAUUCAGAAUUAGCAAAAUUCUAGUAGCAGAUUGGCAAAAUCAAAAACAACAGCUUGACACAUCUCAUAAUUAAUGUGCAUUUUCAUUCUGACUUUUAUUUUUAAUUAAUAAAGCUGAAUGAAAGUUUUUUUUUAUGGCAACUUGUUUAAGUCAUGCUUAAAUGUUAAGUGUUAAACUAUGCAUUUCCUGUCCAUAUCUUGCUAAGUCACUAACCCAAUAUGGUCAAUCAGACUGCUUUAAUCUACAAUAUGAUAGUACCAUCUACCAAUCUACAAUUUGGUAGUACCACCCAUUUCUAGUACUGGUAUUUUGAGUUAUGCUUCACCCAUUAUUUGUCAAUAUUCUGUCUUGUCCACGCAUUAAAAACUUCCUUCUUCUCUUUAUUUGGACAUAAGAGGACAACAGGUUUUUUUGAGAGGGCAACUGUAUUUAUGUUCUUCAAACGAAUAAUACCACUCCAUCUAUUACAGAAAUUCAAGGCUCCAUGGAGAAGGUUCUUCACCUCUAUGCCAGUGUAUGCCAUUAUCGUUGCAAAUUUUUGCCGUAGUUGGACUUUCUACCUUCUGCUUAUUAGCCAACCUGCUUAUUUUGAAGAAGUCUUUGGAUUUGCAAUUAGCAAGGUAAGUUUACUUUGUGAAAGCAGUGUCAGUUUAUUACAUUGAUCGGUUUGCCUUCAAUUUUGCUAUCUCAUUAAAUGAAUAAUUUAUUCUGUUGGUUUUUUUUUUCAUUAGAAAACAUUGCAAGAAAGCACACUGGUAAUAAAAAUAAAAAGGGAUAGUUAAUGUCACCGCAAAAGAGGUUGUCUCAGGAGACAAUUGAUUCUGCAUAUCAGCCAACAUUAUUUCUAUUUUUAACAAUGGUUUUACUGAAGGACAAAACAAUGUAAUCAAUCCAGAAAAUGAUUAAAAAUCUAUGAGAGGCAUUGCAUAUAUUUACCAUUAUUUUUCUGGGAUAAAUAUGAAAAACAACUACAGAGGAAUGAAAAGAGAUAGUACAGUUAGUCAAAGGCAGGUAACUGGCCUUGUCUUUCUUCUUGUAGAGGACUAGAUUAUGUGGGUAUAGGGAGUCAAGAGUUCUGGGCUUUUAAAAGUUUGUAACAGCCAUGUAUGCCUUAAAAAGUUCAGUGGAUUCUUGUACGGGUUCUUUGAGGCAUUCAACCACCUCGAAGUGCCAUAUUUUGUUUGAGAAUAAGAUCUAUAGAGAGUAGCCUACUUUUCCAGUAGGCCAACAUUAUUUUCUAACUUAAAUGAGAAUAAGAAAGAGUUUGUUCACCCCAAAGACAUAAAAAGAGUUAAAAAGAGACUCUACUGCCCCCCCUCCCACCACCUGCAAAAAACACUGUUAAGUAGGUAUACCCACAAUGAAAAGCAUUGAAUGCCUAUUUACCCUACUAACAGGUUGGACUUCUGUCAGCUUUACCUCACUUGGUCAUGACUAUUAUAGUGCCCAUCGGAGGACAAAUCGCUGAUUUUCUACGUACCAAAAGGAUAAUGUCUACUACCAACGUGCGAAAAAUGAUGAACUGUGGUGGUAAGUCAAAAGGCACAUUAAAGCUAUUCCUCAACACUAAAAUAUAAAUAUAAAUCCUUUUUGAGGGUACAAUUAUACAAAAUUGAAUUAAACCCAUCUAUCACAAAAUGUAUGGAUGACACAUUGCCUUAUUUGGAGAUAUACAUUUAAUCUGUGCUUUGGAGUUGUAGUAGCGGCAAUUGUAUAGAUUAAACAAUAUAUGUAUACUAGAAAAGCUACAAUUUCUGGGGAAAUUGUGUGAAGUGUUCUUGCCUCCACCAGUAGUCUACAACUGGAGUGGGCAGAGUAACUGUUAUCAUUUAUAUAGCACAUUUAAUUGCAACGAUGUUGCACAGUUACAUUAAACCAUACAUUUAUAAAAACAUUAGCAGGUGUAUAAAAGGCCCUGCUUAGUUGAUGGUUGGCCACCUGUUUUUUUUAUUUUUAUUUACAAUAUUGAAUGUUGAAUAUUGAAUAUUGGAUGUUGAAUAUUGAAUGAUAUAUUUUAACAGAUGGUGCACACUACAGUAGCUGUAAACAUUAAAAUUAAUACACACUUUAUCUUAAAGAGACUCUCCAGUGCCAGGAAAACAAUCAAUUUUCCUGGCAGGCGCACCCCCCCCCCAAACCCUCCCUCCCUUCCCUUUCACACUCAAACUGAAAGCAGACCAUGUUAUACUGUGAGACUGUCAGAACAUAUUAUCUGCUAUUUGAUGUCCUCCAAGCUAACUGAAGUGUUAGUUGCAGGCUGAAGGGGGGUGGGGGAGGGAGAGGGUCACAUGGGAGGGCAAGGAAUAAUCAGGGAAGGAGGGGGCAUCGGCCCAACCUAUGGCUAGGAAGCAUAUAGAAAAGUAAUAUUAGAAGCAAAAAAUGCAGAAAUAGAAGAAUAUAAUACAAACAAAAUGGUUUCCAAACUUUUUAAAAAAGAAUUCAAAAGUGCUUAACCAGAAAAACAAGGAUCUGAGUGUGAUAUUCUAUGUACUGCAGGUAUUGAAAGAAAUUAAGUUAUUUUGACAUUUUAUAUUUUCUGUUUCUCUAUAAUGUGUAAAACAAAAGCUCUUAUUCAUUUUCUGAAGGGUUUGGCAUGGAGGCAACACUUCUGUUAGUCGUAGGUUACUCCCAUAGCAGAGGAGUGGCCAUCUCCUUUCUUGUUCUGGCGGUGGGAUUUAGUGGCUUCGCUAUAUCAGGUAAGUGUGUUCCUGCAUGUCCAACUUAUAUUGCUGCAACUACUUGUACAGAAAAAAAAAAUGUACAGCGCUGUCGAAAGAUUGGAGCUUUAUAAAUUAUAAUAUUUGUUUGUUUUGUGCAGGUUAGCUGGGAUGGCAAUCUGGUUUAAAAGCAAUUUGUAACUUUAUGUGAAUUUGAGUUGUUCAUUUACAUCUGGCUUUAGCAGUAUCAGCUAAUAAUAAGCAAUGGGUGCAUUGCAUUAAGAUGCUGCAUUAACAUAAUUAUGUUGAGAUAACCUAUAGGCAGUUUGAGUGUAACAAAAAAACAAAAAGAAAGAAAAAAAACAGGUUGCACCAAAUAGAGAGAAGUGUAGUCCAAAUGAGUAUAGACCACAUUUCCCUUGUGUCAAAUAGCUUGUAUCCAGUAGUAUAAGGCUUAGACAGCAGGUACACAAAAUACAAAAGAAUAGAAACCAAUAGUACAAAUUGUUGUAAACAAAGAGACAGCAAAUAGUGUACACUUUGUGAAUGUUCACUUACCUUUAUUAGAGCUUCCAACCAGCUCUAGUUUUGUAGCAUAUAGUGAGAUAUAUCCAACAGCAGGUGGGCCUUUCUUAUGUUCGAUAACCAUAAAACCAGUAUUGGUCAAUGAAAGAGCUUGUAACCCAAGCUCAGCGUAUGAAGCGUACGGUGGUAUAAUCUCCACCAAAUUGAUAAGCAUAGAUUCUGAAUUUCUAAGUCUCAAUUAUACAUGCAACAGAAUGGAACACAACAUAGUGUACUUCAUAUAAACAAUAACGAUAUAAUGAGUGGAAUUAUACUCACACUCACAGGAUGAUCCGCAGUAGUGGUUUAAUCCCCACCACUUUAGCAGUACCGGCUAAUAAUGAGCAAUAGAUGAGUUGCAUUAGGAUGAACAUAACUCUGUCUAGUUAACCUGUAGGCAGUUUGAGUGUAACAGCUGAUUGAUGGGCUCCCGUGGCUUAGGUCCAUUCUGUGAGUGAAGGUGUGCAUUAUAUUCAGUAAUUCAGUAAACUUUCCACCUGUUUCUACUAGAAUUACUGAUUCUAGCAAGCUUGUUACAUCAUAUAUAAGUUUGUAUGCAUGUUGCAAUGUUUCUAUUUGUGCCGAUAGAACAUGUGUUUUUCAGACAAGCGAGUUUCUUUACUUUCAUUACAUAUGCAGAUGAAAUUCAUACAUGUGAUGUAAAUGACAUCAAGAGGAAAAUUGAGACGUAUGAUUUGCUUAACACUCAGUCCAUAGGUCCAUACUAAACUGACAACUAAACCAAGACAUUGAUGCCCAAAGGACUGGCCUUAGAAUUGCAGUCAUUUACUUUGGUGAAAUAUUGUUAUCCUCAGGCCAGCCCAGGUUAAACGUUUUUAGGUAUUUGUAGUUACAUUUUAUGGCUUUGUCUCAGAAUUCCUUUUUUCUCCCUCUUUACAUGUAGUUAAUUUGGGUAACAACGACGUCUAUAUCAAAAAGACGUCUAUAGCAAAAGAAUCAGAAGAUGAUUGUCUAGAACAGGGUUCUCCAAACUCUGGCACUCCAGAUGUUGCUACAACUGCUAACUCAGCAACAUCUCGAGGGACAGAGUUUGGAGGACCCUGGUCUAGAACAUUAGUGCAAUGAUUUCAAAAGUAACGUGACAAAAUGUUGUAUAGAUCACCAUUAUCCUGCGAUAUACUUUCAGUAUAAAUUCCCAGUACAGGGAAUACAAAUCUAUAGCUACAAGGAAUUCACAGACAUAAAACAAAGUUCAGAUUAAAAAAAAAGUAUGACUUGAUGUUUUAGAACAAGUAGAAAACAAUCACAUUAGUUUGGCCAAGAAGUUUUCACAGUACUGCGUUGAGAUGCCUGCAACUGUGCUCUUUCAAGUCAAUUUAAUGAAAAAGGGAAUAUUGGGAAAUAUCAGCAACUAAAUUAAUAGAGGAUAAGGGGAAAAAACAUAAUUUUGAAUAACUUUAGUCACAUAUAUAACAAUAUACAGGCAUUCCUCACUUACUGAAUAGGUCAUUAAGAGAGGAUGCCUAAGUCCAGCGUGACAACCAAGUUUUGAAUGCGCCAGAGAGCAGGUCUAUGUUUGGGUAAUACUUGAAUAUAGAUCAGCUCACUAGCAUGGGGUAUCCCUCAAAUCUAUGUUCAGGGGGAAAUUCCCUUAAACAUAGACCAGCUCUCUAGCACAGGAAUCCCUCGAAUCUAUGUUCAGGGGAAUUCCCAAGACUCAGAUUUGGGGGAUUCCCCGCACAAGAGAGCUGGUUGGAUGUCCAAGCAGUUGUUAUGCAGGUAAGUCGUCAAGUGAGGACUACCUAUAUACAAGAACAUGCUAGCUUUACAUAAUGCAUCCAACUGUAUGUUACAUGUUUAUUAAAUUACAUUGUUUUUGUCUUGUUUCUGCAAUCCUCUAGGUUUUAAUGUUAAUCAUCUGGACAUUGCACCUCGCUAUGCUAGUAUUCUUAUGGGCAUUUCCAAUGGUGUGGGAACUUUAUCAGGAAUGGUCUGUCCCUUGAUUGUGGGGGCCAUGACGAAGCACAAGGUAUCAGCUUUGAUUAGUGAAUUUCAUUCUCUACUGUAGAAAUUACCCUUGAUCUUACACUCCAUUUGACAAUGCAGGGCAAACCUAUUAGGAUAAGGUUAUUUGACUCUGUUGCUUCAAGAAAUGUAAUGCGAUUUUAUGUUGUGUAUUCAGUGAAAUAUAGCUGAAGGGUUAUUUACUAAACUAAAAUUAAUUUCAAACAUUGUGUCAAAAUAGCCACAGUGGAAUAUUUUCCAAUCAGCUGUGUUUCCAGUUUUCCUAGCUUAAAUUAAAUUUGAAAAUCACUUUGAAUUCACUUAGAAUUUUUGACAUUUUACAUUCAAUGGAUAACUCUACAGUAAAACCUGUUUCAUUUUCUAUUUUUUCUUUCCCCUAUACAUUAAAUAUGUGAAACAACUAAACUAAUGGAUACUUGUGUUAAAUGCAAUUAUGGUUGUUCUAAUCGUUCUUGUAUUUUCCUUUUUUUUUUAACUCUACAUCCCUACCUGCAUCUGUAGACUCGAGAAGAAUGGCAAUACGUUUUCCUUAUCGCUUCCCUUGUUCACUAUGGUGGGGUUAUUUUCUAUGGAAUAUUUGCUUCAGGAGAGAAGCAGCCAUGGGCAGAACCAGAAGAAACUACGGAUGAAAAGUGUGGUUUCAUCCACGAAGAUGAACUAGCUGAAGAGAGUGAGGACCAGCCUCAGGUUCAUGGAGGGUACGGUAGCUAUGGUGCCACCAAGAGCACAAGCUUUGCCAAUGGUGGGUGGCCAGCAGAAUGGGAGAAGAAAGAAGAAUUUAUACAGGAUGAAGGGAAAGACCCCUAUUUAUAUGGGACAGCUGCUGAAAGGGACUUGUCUUGAACAUAAAAACAAACAACAAAAUAUAUAAAUUUUAAAAUAGUAAUGUCUCAACUCCAACUUUGAGAUGAGCAUAAAAAAUAUGGAACGCGAGGUGACUGGUGUUGCCAAAUCUCCCACUUUGAAUCACAUGAUCACAGCAACUUCCUUUCAGUUAAUUAAAUACUGGUCAAUGUAUUAUAUGUUAGGGGAGUAUAGGCAGUGCCUUUUCAUGCUCCCAAUCCCUCUUCCAAAUCCCCCCCAAAAAUAUUUAUGGUGUCCAAGGGCCUUUUUUUGUUUCUGGUAUCAGUGGUUUGCUUGUUAUAUGUAUAGAUGCCACAUAUAUGUUCUAAAGUCCAUCACUUGUAUAAGUGUGUAAGCAAUAACAAAUAAAAAAGGUGCAUUUUAUCAUUGAUGGUGAACAUAUCCUGUUCACAUUUUCACUGGAAGCUCAAGAUUGUAUCUAAAACAAAGAAUAGAAUUGAGCAUUCCAGUUGAUUAAAUAAUUGUAAAAUGUGAAGGGUCUACUGACCACUUCAUAAAUGUCAGGUUGAUCAGCUCAUUUAUUAUUUUCUCAAGAGUGGUGCAGUAAAUAAUAAAAUAUGGAUUUACAGAGAGCAUAACUCCCUACCACCUUUCACACCAUGGUGAUAAAUAUGGUUCAACAACUUUUCCAUAACGCUAUAUACUAUUGCAAGAGUGAAUGAGGCUUAAUGGCAACCAACAUAUCAUGCGGUGAUACUAUAACAUGUGUUCUUCCAUAGGAGAUGGUUGGAAUUUAUCUCCCAUUGUGGAGCGUGUUGUCGAUGUCUAGUUUUUUUGGAGUCAGUUUGUGAUUGGUGUAAUUGGUGAGAACUUUUAGUGUAUUGUUCAGCGAGUGAGAAAUUGAGUGAAUGAAGUCAUCGCAUGCAGCACUGUUCUUUGGACCAAUGGAGUUUCAAAAAUAUCACCAUCUUCUAAGUUUUCAUUACUUCUCCACCUAUUUUAAUGUCCAAGAAAACAGAGAAAAUUCAACAUGCCCCAUAGUCAGAGCCUGAUAAGUGCAUUACAGUUCCGUUUCCUUUGUGGCCUCAUUGUACAUUGCAGUAAACCUUGGUGUAGAGUGUGCCCCCAUCACAACAAUUGUUUCCAUUAUUAUUGAAUAUCGAGCAUUUAGAAUUUUAUGCCAAAGCCCUUUCUGGACUUUUCAAACCUUAUCCAAAGAAGACAGCUGUGCAAAACUGUUAGUUUCUUCAGUUUUGGUGGAAGAAAUUUAACUCCAGCAUUGAAGGGGCUAUACUGUAUGUGUAUAGAGUGUUUGAGUGCAAUAUUGAUGAGUGGGGUUUUUUUUUUUAGAAAUUUAUCACCUACUAUUCCGGUGGAUUUAGUUCUCCGGAUAUGGGUUGUAAGUUUGUGUUAUCUAAUUACCAGCCAAACCCAAGGCAUUCUACACAUUUAGCUUAAAGAAAUGAAAAAAUCAGUACUGCGCAUGGAUAGGUUUUCUGAGAAGGGGAAUGGCAGUGGAGAUAUAAUGAAUGAAAUAUGGAGAUGUGCAGUAAUUGUACAUAAGAAUAAAGUAUAUUACAAUUCACAGUAUCGGGAUUUUUGUUUUAGAGUUGUGUCUGAAUUUCAUUCACUCACAUGGUUUAUUUCAAUGUUCAUACAUAUAUGUAGAGUAAAAUAUUAAAAGUACAUACAUGACCUACAAAGCAUAUAAACUUAAAGGGGCACUAUAGUGUUAGAAACACAUGUGUGUAUUACUGACACUUUAGUUCUAAAACCACCUGACACUAUAUAUCUCAUACCACCCUUACCUAGGGUUAGAAAGGUGAUUUACUUGUUUUUUUCCAGUGCCAUACGGGACUCCGAUCCACCUCCUUGGUUGACAUCAGAUUGAUGAUCUCAGCCAAUCACAAAGCUUUCCGAAAGGAAAUCAUUGGAUUGGCUGAGAUUGUCAAUUCUGAUGAUCUUAGCCAAGAAGGUGAGGUGGGUGGGCAGACCCAAACGCUGCCCUGGCCAAUUAACAUCUUCUCAUAGAGAUGCAUUGAGUCAAUUCAUCUUAAUGGGGAAAUUUUAGCAUGUCUAUGCAAAGGAAGCACCACUUGUGGCCACUAGAGGAAUGGCCACUAGAGGUGUUCUCUGAAAAGGCAGUGUUUACAGCUAGUGAUGUCCCGAUCUGUUCGCCGAACGGUUCGCAAACGGUUCGCCACGAAC
Messenger RNA from Pelobates cultripes (western spadefoot toad), 82709 nucleotides. NCBI's taxonomy places the organism in Eukaryota, Metazoa, Chordata, Amphibia, Anura, Pelobatidae. The record is from the annotation of a GenBank genome assembly.